AUGAACUUCGUAACUAGGAUUUUCCAUACUUUUUCCGUGGUUGGUGAUGUGCGGUACGGAUUGGUGGUAUUUGGUGACAGUGUUAAGGUACCUUAUCGAUAUAUUUAAUUUAAUUAUAGCAUCGAUGUAUCAUUUUUAAUAAGCAUUCACUUGAUCAUUCAUUAACCCCUGCAAAUUCGAACUCCUGAGAGAAAUAGUCCCACAAUCACAGGACAGAAGUAAGAGUUGGCUAAAGCGGAUAAAUGGGGGAAAGCAGUUUUCAAGGAAACUGCUCUACGUUCCAGUCUGCGAAUUCUCCCUCAUCCUGAAAUUAUCACAUGGGUGGGAGGGCAGAUAUAAUCAUCGGAUUAUGGUUUGAUCCUUAUGAACUUGAUCAUGACAGUAGUAGAAUUUGAGGAGGAUGUUGGCGUCUCCCUUUUGAUGGAAUGCUUUAAUACAAGUAUCAAUCAUCACAAAAACACCAGCCCACGCCGAUUCAAUAUAACUUUCAUUCAAGCUUGUUCCCAGAAGGUCGACUUAUUCCACCUUUAAAAGGAAAUAUAAUUGACAAAUAAGUUAACUUGAACAUCGAAGUAAACUUAUUAAAACCGUUUGUGCGCAAUCUUUUGACCCUAACCUUCGUAUAGUACCUCUUAGACUCUUCUUGAGCUCAUAACGAAUUGAUUUUGUUAUAGCAUUCAUAAUUUUUGUUGGCAGAUUGUUUUUGGAUUUGAUCGGUAUUCCUCACUCUCUGACGUGGACUCAGCAGUUGGCAAUGUCGAGUUGGUGGGUGGAAACUGCAACGUCGGUGAGGCUCUUUACCAGUGCGGUUCCAAACUGUUUACCGCUGACACGACGGGGAGGUCGCGAGUGCUGAUUGUCCUUAUGGCGGGAAGAGCACAGGAGGAUCUAGGCAUUAAAGAUGCAGCCGAUGCCUUAAAUCAAGUUGGAGUAAAAAUCAUUGCAGUAGGAAUGGGAUCUUCUUUCGAUAGAGCACAACUUCAAUCGAUGGCUUUCGCUACAUCUUACGUCUUAAACACCUCCUCUUUCGGCGGAUUCGCAAGCAUCACUGAGAAAGUGAUCGGCCUUGUCUCGCAAGGUAAAUAACUCUCAAAUCUUUUGUCUUCUUGGUAAUAUAAUUCAUUAGUUUCUGUAUUUUCACGAUUCCUUUCUAUUUUGAGAGUGCUCUUUUUCCCCUUGCAUCCAAAAAUCCAAAAGAUUUGCACCCAGGUUUCGGAUACUCUGCAUUUUUGAUGUGUUCGCUUGGCGCUAUUGAGCCAAGUCUUUGCAUUUAGUUCGUAGUGUAAUUUACUUUCAUAGGAAAAAUAUACAGAACUCUAAUCGCAACACUAGGAACGUGUAACUCGAAUUCAAAUUAUGGACUUUUACGUUUCGUCCAUUUUUGUUUUCAGCUGGCUCGGUUACUGUCACUGGACCUAAACCCGCAGUAGGAGAAGGUUUGAUGAUUUGAAUCUUAACUCAGUCUGUCGUCGCUAAAACACUAGACGACUUAAUCUUUUUUUGCAAAAGGGUGAACAUUUGUGUGCUUACGUUUCGUCGUCUCCAUGUUCUUCCUUAGCCUGCAAAACGCAAGUGGAUCUUGGUUUCCUUAUAGAUGGCUCAGGAAGUAUCAACUAUUACGGGGCAGGAAAUUUCAGAAAGUGUUUAAAAUUUGUCAAAGCUCUCACAAAAGCGUUCGUUAUUUCUCCUACUGACACAAGAGUUGGAGCAAUUGUCUUCUCAUACCACAGCAAGCUCGAAUUCGACUUCACUCAUUACAAGACGCAAUCAAAUGUGGAGGCCGCCAUUGACAGAAUUCAAUACCCUGGAUUUACGACGUACACGGGUAAAGGGAUAAGAAUGGCGGGUUCAAAGCUUUUUAACAAUAUCAGAAAAGGCGUUCCUCGUGUACUUGUCGUUAUUACUGAUGGAUAUUCUCAUGAUGCGGUUGCUCAGCCAUCUGCCGACCUUCGAUCGGCAGGGGUUAAAAUAUUAACCGUUGGAUUGGGAACUCAUUACAACAAAGCUCAGCUGAGCGUUAUGGCAAGCUAUCCGCAGAAGCAUCACGUGUUUUCAGUUGAAUUCUCUAAAAUGCCACAAAUAGUCAUGGCGAUACAGGAUAUGCUUUGUAAAGGUAAGAGCUGAAUUUACUUUGGUCUAGAGUUGCAGUAAAGUCCUUUUAUCAAAUAUGUUAUUGAUGCCUGAACUUAGUCAUUAGCAAAAGGAUAAAAUAUUUGUGGAUGCUCAACUUUUCUGUCCACGUAAAUAAAUUAAGAUGUGAUGAAAAGUUUUGUUUUAAUUUAGAGCUUAUAUUUCACGAUGCCUCAAGACAUAAAUUGGGAAGGGCCUUGUUAAAUUUGGCAAGGAUGAUUUCAUUUUCUUACUUUAUGAUUGGUACUAAUGCCAAAACUUGUUAAUCCACUAUGAUGUUUCCACAGCUGCCAUCACUGCUGUCACGGAAGGAACAAGUAAGUGCUCAAAGCUCCUCACAACAGAAUUGAACCCUAAAGGCGGUCAUUUCAUAGAAAAACCACAUAUUAGCUGGCAAUGAAAUAGUAUGGAUUGUCUCACUAUGUAAUCACUUCUGAUGUGCCAUUCGCGUCGGAGGUGAUCUUUAGUCAACUAAUAGGAAAAUUUUAAACUUGAUAUAUUCAAGUAUUUGUGUUAUUGGUAUUCAUUGAUUAGUUAGUUAUGCGCGUAGAUUUGUCUUGUUUGUAUGUCAAUUAAUGCAGUUGUUGUUUCUCUGUAUCAAUGUUUCGCUACGUUAACUGAUACUUGUAUUUAUUUCACCUUUAGCUAAUGGCGUUACUUUACCCUCAGGGGGAGUAGGUGAGUAUUCUUUGCUGCUUACAUGUUCAUAUUGAUGAAAAUUUAGAACAUAACUAGCCUUUUUUAUGUUUAGGUGCCGGAAGUAAAUGUGACGGAAGUUCAUGUUACUUGUUUACCAAAGCUGGUAAGACGUGGACUGAAAAUCAAAAUAGUUGCAAAGACAAAGGAGGUGACCUGAUCUCCAUUGAAACAGAAAAAGAAUGGACAUUCAUAAAUAACGCGAUUCAAAGUCUCAAUUUUGUGGGAGUGAGUGAAUGGCACAUAGGUCUGAAGAAUCAAGGAAAAACAUGGCUUUGGGUUAGUGGAAAGCCGCUGACCAUCGCCAAAUGGCAACCAAACGAACCAUCUGGAAAUGGAAAUGCAAUUGUGAUCUCUAAGAGCGCAAAGGGACUGUUUGGCGAUGUAGAAGAUGAUAGUGCAAAAGCCUAUAUCUGUGAAAUAUCUCAAGGUAAGACUCACUGACCUUGUCCAAGUAUAUAUAGCUACUUCAACUAAUUUCAUUCAUUUGUCCUUGUUACAUUUGCGAUCAUAAAUCAAACAGUUUUAUUUUAUUCGUACAUUGUUUCAGUAACCGCCAGUGCUCUCAUUUCGCAGCCGACAACAGCAGGAGUGGGUAAGUGUACAUUGUAAGUUUCUUAUUGAAAUGACCCAAAUAUCAAUCCCUCCAGGCUAAUCUAGGUAGUUUCAUUGCAUUUCGCGCGGCAAUAACGCAUUUACCACCCCUAUUACGAUAUCAGCUAGAUUACUUUUUCUUUACAAUGUAAUGCCAUAAAAGCACGUCGGGUCGAACCAACUAAAUUUCCAAAAUCUGCCAGAUUCAGUCCUGCAGCGCUAUUUUAGUUGGCUCAAGGUAAUUGACAGAUAAAAUAUAUGCACAAAAACUGCAAUGAAAUGGUCACAUUAUAUAAAAGGAUUCCCAUCGUUAUUCUGUCCUUUUGAACCGAUUGUUUGAGGCAUAAAUCAGAAGCCCAAAGAAGCGUUUCAAGCGUUUCAGUUGAAUUUAUUUCUCUUUAGGAGGAUGCGAUCUGGCCAUCAUGGUGGAUGCAUCGAGGAAUGUUGGAGGAAUAGGAAACUUCCAAAUGAUUCUCAAUUUUAUCGCAACUGUUUUCCACUCGUUUACACUUGGGAAUGGUAUUCGAUACGCACUUGUUGUCUUUGGUGGCAGAACCAAGGUAUGAGAGCGAGGAGGUAUUUAAAAUAAAUAUACCAAAUAAAAUGUUCUAUAUUUGGUUUCUAAAGGACGAAGGAUACCUGAUAAGUGAGCAUAGGUCACAAGAAUAAAAACUACCUACGAGAUAAACAAACAAACAACAACUUCGAUUUAACGUUCUUUUUUUUUGUAAUUUCAAGGGGUGCUUAAAUAGAAGAUUGAGUUGUAAACAAAUUAUUGUCUGCGCGGUAUUCCAAAAGAGAGGUGUUUAGCUCUGUGGAUGGACUCGUUAUCAUUUUCAGUUACUUGUCAAAGUUAUUCAUAUUUACCGAGAAAUAUAAAAUUAAGUUAAAAUUAAGUGGUUGACAUAACCAGAAUUGCUUAUACAUAACAAAGAGGGCUUUUUUCUUGCGAUGUCUUCUCUUUCAGGUUGUAUUUGGAUUCAAUCAGUACACAUCAAUCACCGACGUUGAUAAAAAAAUUUCCAGUCUUACAUUUGAAGGUGGAAGCUGCAAUGCAGGUGCUGCUCUGAACGAAUGCCAGACAUCCCUAUUUGAUGGUGAUGCUGGAGGAAGGAGACGCAUCCUUCUGGUAAUUAUGACAGGGACGUCUGAUGACGAUAUCUCAACCACCGCAGGAUCUCUAACAAAAACUGGGGUUAAAAUAAUCGCCGUGGGAAUGGGGCUAUCUUAUGACAGAAUGCAGCUGUCUGCUAUGGCCUUUACUCAGUCUUACGUAUUUACAACAGCAUCAAUUGACGGUUGGGAUGGCAUUAUAGGAAGCGUUUCUCAAUUGAUAUCACUAGGUAAGUCAAUGAUAAUACGUUUAAUUUCGUCAACCUGGCCUUUUUUGAUACCUCAUUUCCUUUUUCUUUACCUGGUGCACUUGGAGCAACCCUGUAAACAAAGCUGGUACCAUAAAAUGUUCCUCUGUAAUAAUUGACGUAAAUUCAUUUAUAUUUUUAUUAUUUGGCAAUUUUUUAGCUGGUGGGAUCGUUGCUAAUGGAAAGGAACAGGCUAAGACAGGUACGUCAUUUCUUUAUGAUAUUGACGGUUUUGCGUUUCAAUUUGAUUCAAUUUAUAAAAGAAAAUUCGUAAAAAAUGUUCCAUUUUUUCUAGGUGGUUUAGACCUUGCGUUCUUGGUGGAUGCAUCUUCGAACAUUGGUGGAGAGGCAAACUUCCGCCUUGUUUUGAACUUUGUCAGCAACGUUUUCCAUUCAUUUGCACAUGCGAGAAGCGUACGGUACGGACUGGUUGUAUUUGCAGACAGUAUUAAGGUAAGCAAAGGUAAUUUUUUAAAGGUUGUUUAAUGUUUGGAUAAAAUAUUUCUUUGGAUAUCGCUCUCAAUGUGUGUGAAACAAAGGUUAAAUUGUCACUGGCGCAAAGUGGCCCGCACAGUCGAAGCUUAUACCGGUUUCAACGGAACAAAGUAACCAGGAAAAUUGCUUCUCCCUCUGAAUGGGCAGCCAGUCCAUCACAGGAUACCCCCACCCCCGAGAAUUUAGUCAGGUUUCUCUUACAGUCUACCAGUACAUAUUUAUACCCAUGGAUGGAAAGAAGCACCGUGAGCGAAGUGUAUUACCUAAGAACACAACAUUGUGACUAUGACCUACAGAUCAUCGUGUUUCCUCUCCGUCUAUCUCGUAAGUGUAUCAAACUGGGACCAUUUAAUUGCAGGUGGUGUUUGAUUUUGGUCAGUAUACCUCAAUAUCGGACAUUGACUCAGCACUUAGUGGUGUGGAGGUGAUGGAUGGUGACUGUAACGUUGAGGAAGCCCUUUAUAAGUGUGGCUCUGCGCUGUUUACGGAUGACGCCAAAGGAAGGCAGCGGGUACUCAUUUUUAUUACAGCAGGAGUAUUGAAAGGAGACUUCAGUAACGCUGCAGCGGUGUUGAAAACGACUGGCGUAAAAAUAAUCGCCGUCGGAAUUGGUGCCUCAGUUGACAACUCGCAGCUUUCCACCAUAGCAUCUCCUGCAUCUUCAGUACUAAAUGUUGUCUCAUACACAGAUUUGACUGACAUCACUGAUGGCGUAUGUAAAAUAGUACCAAAAGGUAUACGAAACGAAAAAAUUCAAAUUCCUUAUCCAGUUCUCAUAUUUGUUACAAAUUCCCAUCUCUCCCCAAACUUGAUGAAUCAGUUAUCUUUAUCACAGACAGUUAUUGACUCUUGCGUUUUCAAUUUCUAAUCUAUUAUUUCAGAUGGUGGUUCGAAUAUAGCAGGAAUUACACCCAAGCCCACAGGAAAGGGUUUGUAAAGUCUUAUCUACUAGGAAUGUGGAGCCUGGUAGUGCCUGUGAUAACGUCCAUUUCAUUUUCGAUAUAGGAAUUUCUUCAUAACUUCUCUUUUCCUUACCAUGUGAUUAGUCUCGAAUACAUUAGCAGCAAACAGUGGAUAUGAGGUACUAGAACGAAAAUUGGAUAGUUAUUCCAAUGAUUAUGUGGAAAAUGAGCAAUUACUCCUAUACUGUUAAAAGUCAAUCAGGAGGUAGCCUGCAUGACAGUUAAUAAUCACUUUGCCAAGAAAUAGACGUUUGGAACUUCUAAUCGUCUUUUUCUCACCUAGAAUGCAACACCAAGCUAUACCUGGGAUUCUUACUCGAUGGUUCCGGAAGCAUAAACAAGUAUGACCCUGGCAACUAUAAAAAAUGCCUGGGAUUUGUGAAAGGCCUCGCAAAAGCUUUUCCCAAUUCGAAAAUUGGAGCUAUCGUUUUCUCAUAUCAAAGUGAACUGCAAUUCGACUUCCAUCAAUACACAAAUCCAGCCGAUGUUCAGACGGCGAUCGAUGGCUUCAAGUACCCUGGACAUUCGACGUACACCGGGAAAGGAUUAAAAAUGGCAAAGGAGAGACUAUUUAAGGGUGUCACAAAAGGAAUUCCGCGCGUUCUAAUUGUUAUAACAGAUGGAAAGUCACAUGAUGAUGUUAUCAUUCCUUCGGAGGAACUUAAACAGUCUGGUGUGAUUGUUUUAUCUGUUGGAGUGGGAAAACGCUUUAACAAAGCAGAAUUGUACAUUAUAGCGAGCAACCCAAAAGAAAAGCAUGUGUUUACCGUAGAUUUCUCUCAAAUGUCGAAUAUUAUUACGGCGAUACAGCAAUUAGCAUGUAAAGGUAAGUACAAAUUGUUUCGUUACUAAAUCUUUAUCAUAAAACUUAGAAGUGUACCGAUCGACUUUAUGGUUUCUGAAGCACUGUCUUUGCAUCGCUACGUAUCUAAGGGAGGCACUUGUGUAGUUUCGUUUCUUGAAUUCAAGUCCAGUGAAAAAUACCUGAGUAAACCUAGUGAUAUUAUUAGAGAGUAAUAUCAUUUUUGACGAACUCGCCCUGUGCAAAUCUAUUUAUAACAAGAAGCGUACGAAGAGUUUUACUUAUCUAUUUCCCAUCACCAUUGGCAGAUAACUGGACUCUAACUCAGGAAUGCAACCCCUAUUCUUCCAGUAAAUCAUCUGGCUAGGUGCCACUACUAGUGGUAAUUUUUUAAUUCUUUUUCUCUUUAAAGCUGCUGUUACAGCCAUCGAAGAAGGAACGAGUGAGUUUCACGUAUUUGAUCAUCUGUAGCCGAGAUAUUGUUGUUGGUGGUCUGGUUUUUUUUUUCUCGUAGUCGUUCCACCUUUUGUUUAUCUUAGCAUUCGCUAAGAAUUUCUACUUCCUAGAUUUUUUAAUGGGUUUGAAUUCUAUAGAAUGAAUAAGUUAUAACAGUUUUUAAAUGAGAUGUAACUACCGAUUUGGCUGAGUAACUUUUAAUCAAACAAAAAGUGUGUUUGAUAAAAUCGUUAUUUGGAGUAAGUUUCUCUAUUGCAUUAAAUCAUUACUUCUUUUUUUCUCCAUUUUCAUUUCUUAAUUUUUUCAAUUUUCUUAGCCGACGGAGUGGAUCAGUCAGGAGGUAAGAAGUCUUUUACACACUGAAAAUAUGUCUUCUUUUCUCUAUGAAAAUUGGUUCGAUUAAUAAAAUUCUCUUGAACUGUCCGUUUGGAAUGAAUUUUGAAGGGGUUAAAGCUACAGAAUCUUUUGUCGGUAAAGCUUAGCAAUGUAAAACACAUUUUUAUAAUUGUCAUCGUUUCGGUAGGUAAAUGUCUUGCGGAUUCCUGUUACAUGUUCACUAAGUCGGGCAAAACCUUCACUGAAAACCAAAACAGUUGCCAAGACAAAGGAGGGGACUUAGUUUCGAUGGAAACAGAAGAGGAAUGGACAUUCAUAAACAGUCAGAUCCAGGCCUUAACUCUUGCUGGCGGUGUGAAUGCAUGGCAGAUUGGUUUGCGAAAAACAGGCCAGAACUGGGCGUGGGUUAGUGGGAAGCCUCUGACCAUCCAAAAAUGGCAACUGAACCAGCCUGCUGGUGAUGGAGCCGUAGUUGUGAUAUCAAAGGACAAGCAAGGACUCUUUGAUGAUGUUGCAGAUGAAAGUGCAAAUGCUUAUAUAUGCGAAAUACCUAAAGGUAAAAAAAAGCUUUAUCCAUAAAAUAACUAAGUAUGAUUCUUCUAUUAUGAAGAAAUUAUUUCAUUUUAUUUUAACCUCAAAGAUAUGUGUGCACAUAGCAUUUUUGAUCCGCUCGAUGAUAUAAAGUAGGCAAUUUGCAUAUGGAAUAUGAAUAACUAUAUCUACGCAUUGUGGGGAAAAACAGAAAAAAACUCCUAUGAAAUGAAUUGAAAAUUUACGUUCUUAGUGUUAUCCGGAGCUAGUUGUAAUGAUCGGCCAUCGUUUUCAAAUCCCAUACGGUGCUUUUUUUUCUAAAUUAAUUUGAGUUCCAUCGUUCACUAUUUUCAUCUUAAAAGCUGUACCCACCAGUGUCAUCGUAAGCCCAGGGAUAACACGUGCAGGUCUGGCCAUUGAUUUUCUUUGCUUGUUUGAUUGUUUGUUUUGAUUGUUUGUGUUUUUGUGUUUUUGUUUUUACAUCUACGGUUCCCUAUAGUCCAUUCGUGCAAUAUGAUCAUUGUUUGUAUAUCCGUAUGUAGGUGGAUGUGAUCUUGCCAUUUUAGUGGAUACGUCUAAGAAUAUCGAUGAAAAUAAUCUCCAGGAUUUGUUAAAUUUCGUCACGGCUGUGUUCCAUUCAUUUACCCUCGGUAAUGAUGUCAGAUACGGAUUGGCUACUUUCGGUGGCAGUGUUGAGGUAUUUCAUAGCAACGUGUUCUCGCUCAUCUUUAUUGUUCCGCCAUCCUUUUGGUUGCUUAAGGAUCCUCUUUAUCCUUCUUUAUCUUUACACUCUUCUCACCAAAGUUAUUUAAGCCAGCGUAUGUCUAAACUUUUUUCUAGUUAUAGACGGAUUGCUUUUCAAAAUAAACACUAAUUUAUCUCCUUGUGUCUCGCUUAGAUUGUCUUUGGUUUCAAUCAGUUUUCCUCUAUCGACGACGUUGAUAAGGCAGUCUCUGGCGUCAAGCGCAAGGGUGGCAACUGCAAUGCUGGUGUUGCUCUUCGAGAAUGCAAGACGUCACUGUUCGCUGGUGACGCCGGGGGAAGGAAGCGAGUCCUUCUCGUCCUCUUGGCAGGAAAGUCUGAUGGUGACUUCUCCAUAGCCGUUUCAUCGCUUGCAACAGCUGGAGUCAAGAUCAUUGCUGUUGGUAUUGGCAGCUCAUUCGAUCGUUCACAGAUUUUAGCUUUAGCAUCUUCUUCGUCCUCUGCUCAAAGUGUAGGCACAUUUGGCGGUUUGGCAUUUACUGUUGGAAGUUUCACAGGUCUCAUAUCGCAAGGUGAUUAUAAUUGUGCUUUCGAGCUCUUUCUUGGCUUUGAAUAAACUGCUGAAUUUAAAAUGACAUGGCAAAGAUUUUAACCUUUUUGUACCACUUACCCUUAGCUGGAGGAAUUAGUCCAAGCGGAACCACAUCUGUCCCGAAAGGUAGGGUUACUUUUAUUAAUUUUGUGUGACCUUUUUAUAUCUGCGUGGAAAGCGAGGAACUUGAAUGAGGUUAUUAAUUGGUAAUUAGAGAGAUAAAUAGCUAGGUUUUUAAACUCGCGGGUAGAGUGUAAUAAAACGAAACAAUAGCAAAAAUAAUAACUUGCGAGGCCUUUUUUUCUUACCACCGCCGUAACACGUUACUGAGCUAAGGCGAUAUUUCCUGUGGAAGAAAGGGCGCAAGAUCUCGUCCAGCAAAAAUCAACUAGUUUAUGCCACGCCGCUUAUAUUACAUAUCAAUAUUUUUUUUCCACGACUGCGAUUAAAUGCCGCGAGAACAACACGCAUUUCCCCCGAUUUCCUCGGACUCUAAGUUUAGGAGGUCAAAGAUGACAUGCCCACCCUAUAAAAAUAUUACAUUACUAAUAAGCCGAUAUUAAGUGAUCAAACCUACGUUUAUAGAUGGCUUCGACCUAGCGUUCAUGGUGGAUGCUUCGUCAAGUGUUGGAUCCUUCGAUCUGUCCAAAAAUUUUGUUACUGGGAUCAUUCAGUCUACUGGUCAAGUAAAGGGUGUGCGGUAUGGACUUGUUCUAUUUGGGGAUAGUAUCAAGGUAAAACAGACAUUAAUUAUUCUUCCUGUGUAUCUUAUCAUUUCGAAUUACGGUUCAUACGCUUAAUUCCUUUUAUUUUCUCUUAAUAUUCUUAUAUGUUGCUUACGUUUAUCACAAACUAAUCAGAGCAGCUGUUAUUGACGGUAUUAUUAAUGCACGUAGUCCCAUUUUGCUACAGAGAGCUUAACCCCUAUAAAAACUUUGCUUCAUCUUAGGUUGUCUUUGGAUUUAACCAGUAUACCUCCAUGUCGGACGUUACCUCAACAGUUGGCAAUGUCGAGCAAAUAUAUGGUGAUUGCAACGUUGCCGAGGCUCUUUAUCAGUGCAGUUCAAAGCUAUUUACUGCAGGAGCAGUGGGCAGGAAACGGGUUCUAGUAGUGCUUAUCGCAGGAACUCCCGUUCAAGACAUUUCAAACGCAGUUUCAUCCCUAAAAGCAACCGGAGUUCGGAUAAUAUUGGUCAGGAUAGGUGCUCCUAAUGCACAGCUGACAGCAAUGGUGUCUUCUUCGUCUCUGGCUAAUGUCCUAGGUAGUGCUGGGGACUUAACAGGUGUCGUCCCUAUUGUGACGUCCCAAGUGUUCAAAGGUAAUCAUAAAAAAAAUCCAAAAUCUACUUUCAUGAGUUGGUUAACUCAUUUGCAAAGCUGGAUUUCAACUCCUUUUCCAAAGCCUCUAAGUCGAGACUUUUAUCGAGUCUCUCAUUUGUUCUUAGCGAUGCCAGAAGGCAUUUGAGACUCAGUGAAGUUUUGAAGACAGAGAAAGUUAUCAUAAUGUUAAGAUAAAACUUGGUAUCUUUCAGGCCUGAUGGACUUUGAAAUAAUUUUCAACUUGAAACCUCAGUGUGUUGGAAAGUGUUCAAAACAAACAACAGGCAAACAACAAACAAUAAUUUCCAUUAAUUGAAAGCUUUAAAAAUAGCUAGGAAUAAAUAAGUUUAAAAACUAGUAAAAGUGUGGUUUUGGGUUUUAACCUUUUCGUUCGUAUGAAAGUAAUGCUUACUUUUGGCUGGUAUCAGUUUCCCUGUACGAAAAUGAUGAAAUUUGGUGUUGUAUUGACAUAAAAAUUCAAUUUCUUCUCAUCAACCUUUCGCUUUCAGGAUACUCAUUUGAUAUCUUAGGGAGAAGAUACAUGUUCAUCAAGGAGUUUAAGGGUUCAUGAAAAUAAACAAUGUGAUUUAAUUUAUCGAUCAAUGUAGUGUUCAGUCCACUACAUUUGUUAAGGGUCCUUAACUAACGAAACCUCUCCACUAAUCGCAGGGAUUAUCUUUCGUCGAUUACAACUCUUGGUGUUAGUGCCUCAACCCCUAUCUUCAUUUUAUAAAUUCAUCUGUUUGUUUGUUGUUGUUGUUGUCUUUUUGUUUAUUUUUAUUUUUUCAUUGUCUUUUGCAAGCUGUCGGUAUCAGUCCCUCAAGAAUAACACAACCACAAACGCCAGGUUUGCAAUCUCCUUGUUGAUGUAUGCUUUUUCUUUUGCUUUACGUCGACUUUGUUAUUUUUCCUGUCUUCUCUCGAAUAGAUCGCUUUUACAUCCACCUGCAAUACGAGAUUGGUUACACAUUAAAUGGUGUUUUCCGAGAAAUUCAGAGUAUCUUGUUACCUAUUUGCGUGUGUCUGUUUAAUUUAGGUUCAAAGUGCAAUACGCAAGUGGACCUUGGAUUCUUGAUAGACGGUUCCGGAAGCAUAAACAAGUACGAACCAGGAAAUUUCAAACGGUGUUUAAAGUUCGUAAAGGAAAUUAUAGGUGCCUUCGUCAUUUCUCCCACGGCUUCAAGAGUUGGAGCGAUUGUAUUUUCAUACCAUAGCAAACUCCAGUUCGGUUUUAGCCAGUUCAAGACUAACCAGGAAGUAGAAGAAGCGGUUGACCGUAUAGAGUACCCUAACCAUUCAACGUACGCCGGCAAAGGCCUCAAAAUGGCGGCUGAAAAACUCUUUAACGAGCCUAGAAAUGGUGUUCCCCGCGUGCUUAUUGUAAUAACUGACGGAAGAUCCAGAGAUGGCCUUGUACAACCUUCAGAAGAACUUAAAAGGUCUGGGGUAAUAAUAAUAUCGGUUGGAAUCGGCAAGCGCUACGACAAAGCUCAACUUAACGUCAUGGCAAGUAACCCGAAAGAGAAGCACGUUUUUACUGCUGAAUUUUCCCAAAUGUCGAAUGUAGUCAACGCCUUACAGCAAUCGUCAUGCGAAGGUAGGCUGUGGAAGUACUCUGAAAGCUCUGAUGAUAAGACUGUGAUGAGACUAAAAUGUUCACGAUAUAUUCCCGUCAGUUGUAAAAGGUUCUAGUUGUAUCGAAUUUUAUUCACACACUUCAGUAUUAUUGUAGUUAAGAACAUUUUUUACAAUAACUUACGACACUAUCCUACGCCUAGUGGUCGAGAGCCAUAACAAAUAAAAAUAUAUACAAUGAAAAUUACAUCAUAUAGCGUUAAAUAGGCGUGGAAAUAACGUUCUCUCCCCUAUCGAUGAAUAAAAAUUGAUUGCAUCUUGUAUUUCUUUCACAAGUAGGCCUUUAUCGGCAUGGACCUGUUAAAUUAAUUUUAAGCUACGUUCUGUAUCCUGGUUAUGUGAGAUUCAUUCAUCUAAUCGAAUUUUUGUAAUAGUCUCACAUAAACACUUUUUUUUGUGAAAUUAAGCUUUUAAACGAUUUUAAGUUUGCUAAAUAAUUUGGUUAUUUUUGUACUAUCUGCCAUUUUUUUUCUGAAUCACUCAACCUUACGUCUCACCUUUACUUAUGUGACAUAACUAGUGUGCAAUAUUAGGUUUAUCGUGACAGUAUUUCUUUCAUUCUGCCUUUAGCUGCCUCUACGGCUGUUGCAGAAGGAACGAGUGAGUGACUUUGCUUUCUUUUGUCUAUGCUAUAUCUGCCUUGUUGUAGCUGUUUUUUAUGUGCUUGAAAUUCGUUGUUCGAGUCCCCCUUAUUUACAUCAGCUUCAAUCCCUCCCAUUCAUACACACUUUGAUGCUGUUGCAGUUGUCAUUUCAAAGGAUCUUUCAUCCUUUUGCUUUUUCAUGACAGAUUCAGUCCGCAUAUAUGAUAAUUUUACGUUUGAUGUUACUUAAAUAUGUGUUAGCUUUGCGUUUGAUCUCACUUUGAUAUGCUUUUUUUGGCUUCUCAGCGGAUGUUGUAGACUCUUCAGGUAAGUACAUGGGACUUAGUGACCUAGUGUAAAUUUUCUUAAUCUAGAUUUUAUCAUUUACACAUCAGAAAUUAGGGCUUAUGGUAUCAGUUAGCACAGUCACACCAGCUUUAUCCUCUCUCGCUUUCCUCUCAAAUAAAUACCUAAAUGAGUGCAUUCUUUGGUCUUCUGGUGAGACGACGAUUGUGCACUAUGCUGAAUUGAAGGAUUUUCUGCGCUGCUGAAUACGGACAGGGAUGCAAAUUUUAAUAAGUCCUUAGCCGACACUGAUAAAAGUUUGAAUCCGUAAAAUCUGUACAAAUGAGACCAUUCAGUAGGCGAAAUUAAAUUUCUCAACUUUCAAGUGACGCAAAUCCAUUUUUUAAGGAGACUUUUGUAAUUCAGUGGGUGUCCGCCUAAUAGACUCCAUUCUAAAUCUGCAGACUAUCUGUCUGUCCGUCUUUCCGGACGUCGGUCUGUCGACGUUUCCGACCGUCUGUCCAACAGCUUUUUCGUCUAUCUGUACGUUUGUUGACUAACCUUGAAUAACAUUCCUUUGAUUAGGGGUCGGGGAUAACUGCUUUGCAGAUUCCUGCUACAUGUUUACCAAAGCGGGGAAAACAUGGCCUGAAAACCAAGACAGCUGCAAGGACAAGGGGGGUCACCUGGUUUCUAUCGAGACCGAGGAGGAAUGGAAAUUCCUCAGUGGAAAGAUCAAAACACUCUCCCCUCCCGGUGUCCAUGAGUGGCACAUAGGAUUAAGAAAUGUAGGUCAGCAAUGGAUUUGGGCUAAUGGAAAACCUCUCACAAUUGGAAAAUGGCAAACAAACGAGCCUUCUGGAGACGGGAAGGUCGUGGUGAUGUCAAAGGCUACAGGACUGUUUUCGGAUGUUCCAGAUAACAGCAGGAAAGCCUACAUUUGUGAAAUACCUCUAGGUAAGAAAACUAACCUACAGCUAAUCCCAAAAUCCCUCAAAGAAUAAUGAAUUACGCUGAUAAUUUGAAAAAAAAAAACAUCAGAAAGAUUCGAAGAGAAUUUAAUGGCGUGACAUAAUUACUCCAACAUUAUAUACAAUAAAAAAACAUCGGGUCGAGUGUUUGAUACAUUUAGCGAUUCUUCUGUGUCUAAAUAGUCGGUAUUCUUCUAUAUUGUCAGUAUUCUUUGCAUAACAAGUUUGCAUUGAAUGCUGUGAUACAUAUGGCAUAACGAGCCCCCCACCUCCGAUUCCCCGAACUGAACUGUCCUCUAUUGUAAUUCUGGCUGUUUGUUCCCAUGACAUUCCACUUUGUGAAACGGUUCAAUUGGUUCUCUUGUAUUCCUCAGCUGCUGAUAUUACCAACAGCAAAGGAACAGGUCAGUGACUUACAACCAUAAUAGCAAGACAGGUUUAAAAGCUAUAGACUAGUAGAUCACAUUAUGUGUUAAAGAAUCUCACAGAAUGUUUAUAAGAGACGAAAAAAGCAGCUUAAAAGAAUGUUAACUUUUUUUUAAUGCUUGACACGAUAUUUUCGGGAGAUUAUUGAAUACGAAUUAAUUGAAUUUGGAUUGGAUUGUAUCCCCCUUUCCACUCUCUAAGCCUCUCUUUGUCACAAUAAGUAAACAUUGCGUGUGGAGGUCGACAUGAAAACCCGGGUCACACUGUUUGACACAAUGUGACCUCCCCUCCCCUUUAAAAAAUCCUGGCUACAUCCCUGAAAGGGUGUACAAUAAACGAAAGAGGGAUUGCGGAACUACUUGCCAUGUAUAAUUAAAAUAAAUUUAUCUCGAAAAUUUCUUUCUGUAGUUGGUUGUGACCUGGCCAUCAUGGUAGAUGCUUCAUCCGGUCUGGGUGGAAAAGAAAAUGCCAAACUUCUGUUUAACUUUGUGACGGCUGUGUUUCACUCGUUUGAUAUCAGCAGUGGAGAAACACGAUAUGCAUUAGUACGCUUUGGUAAAACUACUGAGGUAUCGGUAAAAUCUAACUUUGUCUUCUUUUAAUGAAGUUUAUAACGUUUGCCUCCUGAUAUGAUUAUUACGAACCGUUGGAAAAGAUCAAGCACGAAUGUAAAUGAACGAUUUAACGUCCACGCAGUUAGGUAUUCGAGUACCUUCUUUGCUGGGAUCAAUUAUAAUAAUUAUCUUCUUAUAUUUUUGGAGAAUCAGAUAGCUAACCUAUAGACCUCGCUACCAUAACAAUAAUAAAAUAAACCUUUCAAAAUAAAUCUUUACAAUUUUUUUCUGUUUGUGUUCUAAUUCUAUGCAAAAUUUAAGCAGAUUAAAAAAAUUAAAUUUCGCUUUUUAUUUAAUUUUCACGGAUAAAAAUUUCGCUGGUGAUGAAGGAAACGCCUCCCAAACUUUACAUUUUAAUUUAAGGAAUAUGAAGAAUUAUGGUGGAACGUCAUCGAACACCAAUCUAUGCAGCUAAGAAAUCAAUAAUGGCGUAAUAUUUAUUGUUCCAUUUAUACCAAAAAGACUGAAGACUGUAAUAAAAAAAUUGAUAGUCCUUAUUCCUGAUAAACUAGUAGAUUUUUUUUCUACUUCAUUAGGGAACGAAGACGGUUUCUAACAGCCUUCUAUACGAUAUGUUCUCUAGGUUUUAUUUGGGUUUGAUAGGUACAAAACUAUCGAUGAUAUUGACGAGGAGGUUGCCACUACAUCCUUAGCUGAACUUGGCAGCUGUAAUGCUGGUGCAGCUCUACAGGAAUGCAAAAGGGCACUAUUUGUUGGUGCCGCUGGAGGAAGAACACGUAUCCUGCUUGUACUCAUGGCAGGAAAGUCUGCAGAUGGCGUCACGAACGGUGCUGGAUCAUUGGCAUCUGGCGGAGUCAAAAUAAUCACUGUUGGAAUUGGUGGUAUUUUUGAUGGUUCGCAGCUUUCAACAAUGGCAACGUUGCCUUCUUAUAAAUUGAGCUCCAUAUCAUUUAUAAAACUUUUUAGUAUAUCUAGGAGCACAUCUUCUCUCAUAUCCCAAGGUACGUACAUCUUUUUUGCAACCCCCAUUCCAGUUCUUGGAAGGUCACUUUUUAAUUCUGAGGAACACAAGCGCUUUCCAAAUUUUGAUACGGGGAGGCCUGGCUUACAUCUUACCCCAAUGCAUAUCACUUUUAUCCGAAAAAAAAGAAACCCUGCCGAAAACUUCAAAUUGAAAAAAGAAACUCUUUUCAAUAAAUAUGUCAUUACGAACGCUGUAGAUCAUUGGAGACCCUCUCAUAUACCUGGGUGACAGAUCUCUUAACUCAGCAUUAUUAUACUUUCACCCAUGAAACGCCAUUUAGUACUGUCUGAAAAAGGAUCAUCAUCAGCUGCCCCACUCCCUUCGAUCACGUUUUCUCGCUGAUAGCAAACUUUUGGAAGGAGCUAUGAACUCCACAAAAAACAGCUAGCCAUCGCAGAAUACUUGAAUCAAUUAGUAAUGUAUAUUUUUCUUGCUACGUUUUGUUAUGCUUGAUUGUAGCUGGUGGUAUAAACGUUGUUGGAAACAUGGACACAUCAGAAGGUAGGGUGUACCCUCCAUAUUCUGUUCUUAUUUUCUAUUCAUUUCACGAUGCAUUAUGACAUUUGCACUAAUCUGAAAUCUAUUUCAAGGUGGCUGUGACUUGGCGUUUAUGGUGGAUGUUUCAUCGAGCAUAACGAGCCAAGACUUGAACCUUGCACUGAACUUUAUCUCCAAAGUUUUUCAUUCGUUUACUCUCGGUAACGGCGUGCGAUAUGGACUUCUAGUUUUCGGGGAAAGCGCAAAGGUACGCUCAAGACUGCUUGUCUCCUUGCAACACAGAUAUUCCAGUUACUAAUAAUUAGCGGAGAAAACAAAUUUAAAAAAUCAUUUUAAAUUAUUGAAGUUUCGUACAUUUUCUUGCAGCUGGUGUUUGGAUUCAGUCAGUAUAGUUCUCUGGCACAAGUGGAUUCGGCAGUCGCAAGUGUAGAGAUGAUAAAUGGCAACUGUAAUGCAGAGGAUGCCUUUGAUCAGUGUGGUACAGAGCUGUUUUCUGGUGACAACUCUGGCAGAUCUCGUGUUCUGGUUGUGCUUAUGGCGGGGAAAUCAGCACAAAAUGUAUCACGUUCCGCUGGGUCAUUGAAAACAGCCGGAGUGAAAGUCAUUGCUAUCGGGAUGGGUGGUUCAGUUGACAAGUCGGAAUUGUCAACCAUGGCAUUUUCGUCUUCCAACGUCAAGACUGUUGCUUCAUUCGCUGGUCUAGGACAGCUUGAUAAAGUUGUGUCUCCCCUUGUGUCACAAGGUAUCAAGUUAAAGUUUUGGUUCUCUCUUUGAUUACAAUUGAUUUUCAAAAUACAUAUCUUAUUGGCAGAAAAUCGAAACAUUUUUAAUGGGGGUGAAAUGUACGGAAUAAACAUUUACUUUUAUGGCUAAUAUUUGUUAUCCUUUGCAGCUGGUACCAUCAAAGGCAAUGGAACCGCUCUGGCAGCAGGAGGAUCAGGUUUGUAACAUUCUUGAUAUUAACAAUCGCCAAAGCAUUUACCAUAUUCACCUAAAAUUUGAAACAUAUUGAGAAGCAUUCCAUACUAUCGUCACGGGUUGGUACGUAGUUUAGUUUUACUACUGACAUGCUGACGGCACGACACGCUAAGAGGCUGACGAAACGAACAGACGAACUAGCGAGGCAACAAAUGAGAGAAAGAAAGAUGAAAUGAGUGUGAAAUUGACUAACAACAUUCUGUGCCCGCGAUUUGAGCAAACCAGAUACAUCUGAAAUAAGGCUGAAAUGAAACGCAGAUAAAUUGAAAAUUAAAUUCGAAAAUAUAGCCAGCAGCAUGUUAGAAGGGUAUUGCCCUGCAUGUUCGAUAACUUAUUUUAUAUAUCAUAUCAUCGGCAUCUUACGUGUGAUACCUAUAUUCUAAUGCAUCAUUUUAUCCUUCAGCUCUACGACAACAUUUUUUUAAGUGUACGUGUCAACUUUUAUUCCUAGCCUUUAAAGAUCAAGUCGAAAUUGGAUUCCUUAUCGAUGGAUCUGAGAGCAUAAACAAGUACGGCCCAGACAAUUUUAAAAAGAUCUUGGGAUUUGUAAAAUCCCUUACCAAGCCUUUCGAAAUUUCUCCCACGAAGGCAAGAGUUGGAGUAAUCGUCAUGUCGCAGAAAAGUGAAUGUAAAUGUGACUUUAACAAAUCUAAAUCAAGGGCAGAAGUAGAGGCAGCCAUAGACAGCAUAACAUACCCUAAUGCGCAGACGUAUGAUGGUAAGGCGUUGGAAAUCGCAGCCGACGAGUUAUUCAGUGACGCCAGGGAUGGUGUACCUCGUAUACUUGUGGUAAUUUCAGGGUCAUGGAUCGGUAAUGAUGAAUCGGAGACUUCUGGCGAACUUCACCGAGCAGGAGUAAAAAUCGUAUCUAUUGGACUUGGAAAGUACUUUAACCUGGCUCAACUUUAUGUCAUGGCAAGUCAAACAAAAGACGAUCACGUAUUCACAGUCGACUUUCCUCAAAUCCCAAAUAUCGUCUGGGCAAUACAGGAUACUUUGUAUAUUGGUUAGUGCUAUUACUCAACAUUAUCACCCAAAACGCACGUUAAACACUCAUAUUAUCGCAGUUUACGAGAAAAACACAAUUCAAACCGAGGCAAAUUUGAAGUCCUCAUGGCACCAUGAAAUGUUUUACAAUAAACUCCCCGGUCUUGUUUCUUUGUAUAAUAAUUUUUGGCUUUUUUGUUCUUUUUUAGUCGCUGCUAAAGCUGUCAAGGAAGCACCAAGUAAGUACAGGUUUUGUUCUUUCCGUUUUUCAAACGGUUAGUACAUGCAUGGAGAGUUAUCAAAUCACCAGGAAACUUUUCAAAACCUAGACUGUUACUACCUUCCUGAAGCCGUAACGAGGCCAACUCAUCUUGAUACCUGAUCAAGUUAAUGUACAGUUAAAAUGCCAAAUAGAAAAAAUUAUCAUAAUUAUUCUGUAUAUAAAUUCUGAUAACUUGGUAGUGUUUAAUCAUUUUAUCUUUCCAUUUUAUACCACCAGAGCCAACUACAACAAGCGGUGAGAAUUUUUUUGUUACUAUUUGAACAGUAUUUUUACAGUUUGAUAUUGUAUUUCAUUCAAGUUUUUCCUAUUUAUUGUCCUCGUUGUUUUUGUCAAUGUCUUGUUUAAGUCAUGAAUAGGAUUCUUUUGUACAUUUCUUUGUGUUAUACUCCAUUUUAUUCCUUCUAUACUCAUCAUUUACCUAUCUAAACUACCUUUCCGUCUACAGCCCCAACAACUACAAACGGUGAGUAGUACCACUUGACUAGUUUUUUUGUUUGUUUGUUUGUAUGUGGUUCUGACAUACCUUAAAAUAAUGUUUUGGUGAUGAUUAAGUUUGACAUAUCUCGAAUAGAAAGUAACACUUUUAUCUUCCCAAAUGUAGCACCACAAGUGACAACUCAAGCCAAAACAACAAGUGGUAAGCAACUGUGUUAAUUUUGGAUUUUCUGAUCAAAUUAUGCUACUCCAUAAUAUUAAAUAUGCAUUAUUUCAUCUUCUGCAGCAUCUCAAGUAACAACUACAAGUGGUACGUCAAAUCUGUUAACUUUAAUCCCGUUGCCUUUUCAUCACUUCAUUUCCUUAAAUACUUUCUGUUUUAAUCUCAUUUAAGUUUAAACACGCACUAACAAUAUCAUCAUCGUUAUUAUCAUUAUCAUCAUCCCUGUUUUCCGAUUUUGGUCGGGGUUGUUAUCGUUUCCAGUGUUCUUUUUUUAUUCAACACCAAAAACUACAAAUGGUGAAUCAAAUAUAUCAAUUUUUGCUGCAUUACCUCCCUACAGCACAUAGCUUUCUUCUCAAUAUUAUUCGCGCGUUUCUGCCUUUUUUCUUUUUCGUGAAAAACAUUUUCUCUCUCCAAACACAGCACCUCAAGUCACAACACAAGUAACAACUACUGCUUGCAUUUUGUCUUCUCAUCAUUUGCCACACAUAUUUUACUCGGCUUAAUUAAGUCCCGAGGCUAUGUCACCUUAUAAAGAACGAGACUGACGAUAGUUACCCACAUCAAUGGCUGUCAACCUCUUUAUACGCAUACGCAUGCACCGCUUGAACAAAAUCCUACAGAACGUCAUUUCAAUCCAAGCAAACACAUACGAUAAUGUUUUUCUUAUUUAUUCAGCACCCCAAGUCACAACUCAAGUUACAACAACAAGUGGUUUGUAUGCCUCGUUUCUUUUGAGCUGGAUUUAAUCUUUCUCGUGUUUUCAGACAUAAAAACUGCUCUUGACUGUCAAAUAUGGUUCAUUUUUGAUUAACCUGUUCUCUUUCCAAACACAGCACCACAAGUGACAACUCAAGGAGCGAGUACAAGUGGUGUGUCACGUUUAUUCGUUUUCUAUAAUCAUCUGCAUAACUCGAACAUCUCCUAUGAUAUUGCCUAUGUUCAAAAAAUUAUAUUUACCCUAAGGGAAGACACGCCUGGGGAAUGCAAGAAAUUCAUCGCCGAAAUUAUAUUAGUUAUUAAGAAUUUCAUACGCUGAUCGCUGCAACUGGUUUUAGUGUCCAUUGUCUUGGAAGACUAACAUAUCUCUUUCGUUUCUGUCUUUUUGUUGUUGUGUUAUGUAGUUUUUAUUUUGCACGUUUUAUUGUCAUUUGACUUGAAAACAUCGUUUUGAAAAAAAAUUCCCCCGCCUUUCCAUUCACAGCACCACAAGUGACAACUCCAGGAGCAACUACAAGUGGUACGUUUAACAAAAACAUUCAUUUCUUCUCCUUCAUAAGGUUUUUUUAGCUCUUUGUUUGAACAUUGUUCAUUCAUCUCAAAUCUCCAUCUUUUUUUAUGUAUUCCUCCAUUGCCAACAGCGUCAGGAGGAACAACUACAAACGGUAAGUUUAAACUUUGCGGUAAUUUAAUUUGUAGGCACCUUACCUCAAACUGAAGUUUAGAUACCGAUUUUUGGAUAGCUAACAUUUGAUUCAUAUGAUGUCAAUUGCAAUCUCUUUUAAUUCUUUAGAUUUUUCGUUAAAUUCUCACAAAGCCACCCUAGAAAUUCCUUUUCUUUACUCUUUUCUACAGCCCCCUCCACAGCCCCCGGAGUAUCUACUACAAGCGGUACGUUUAUACUUUAGUUAGCUUUUACGAUUGCAUUGUCAGAAAGUGCUCACAAUUCUAACGAUAUAAUGAGAUGUUUAAAGAAAUUUUUCUUCACCUUACCUCCGCUAUUUCAUGGUGUACAGCCCCUGGAGUAACUACCACAAAUGGUACGUUUGAACUUCCUCGCUCUUCAAAUCGUCAAUUCCUUUAAAUUUAGGCAGUGCGUAUAACUCUACCGCUCGAUAGCGAUAUUAAAUUAAAGGUUUUUUUUCCCCUUCCUCUUCUCACCUAUUUCAUCUUCUACAGCUCCCGGACUAACAUCUACAAGUGGUAUGUUAAAACUUUCCACGACUUGAAAUGUUGAAUUUCUUUUGAGCUUAAUCACGCAAUGCAAACGAUUCUUACGCUGUAACGCAAUCUUAAAAAAAAAAAAACUUCCCUUUUACUCGUUCUUUUCUUCUUCAUCAUCUGCAGGACUGAAAACAACGAGUGAUGCAUUCAAACUUUCCAACAUUUCAAUUUGUCGAUUCCAUUUAAGCAUACAAUGCACACAGUAAGGAUAACUAAUAUCUAACUUUUAACUUUUAUAUGUCCAAUUACAGCGCCUCAACCAACAACUCAAGGAGCUGGAACUGGUAUGUCUGAAUUUCUGAUUUGAUAAAGUAUACACUGGUUUUUUCUUUUUUUCACCAUCACUUUCUUUAGUUUUUUGUUUAUCUUUAUGUUGACUGUGUGGUAAAGAGAGGUCCGGUUUCGAAACCUGACCGAGUCUCUGUGUUAUGUUCUUGUGUAAAACAGUGUACUUUCUCUCCACCCAGGUGUAUAAAUGGGUACCGGCAAAUUGUCAGAAAGCCUGCUGGGGGUGGGGGGUUAGGAGGGGGGUUAAUCUUGAAAUGGACUGCCAUCCCUCCUAGGGGGAAGAAGUAAUACUCCUAGUCGCUUCAUGCUAUGGAGACGGAAUAGGCUCAGCUUAGAUGGGCCACUUGGCUCUCGUAGAGUCUUUACCUCGUGACCUUUACCUAACGUUGGCUGUAAUUUAUUUACAUGUGUGCUUGUCCUUUUUCAGCGCCAGCAACAACGGCCGGUAAGGGAGUAUUUUCUUAUCACCUUAUUUUACAUAUACCCUUCGAUCCAUUCCUGCUCAGUCUGUGCUCACGUCAUUUGAGUUUUUAACCUCACAAAAUACACUUGGAUGCUGAAUUUGCCAAGUAAAACCUCUAUGUCUCUUAACAGGACCACAAGUGACAACUCAAAAAGCAUCUACAAGUGGUAAGUCUGAGAUAAAUUGAUCUUGCUUUCUCUUCUAAAUUAAUUCAGUAUCUAGAUCUCUUGUUACAGGUUAAAGUCAACAUAGAAUAACCCAUUUACUUUUUCUUGGGUAUUUCAUCUUUCUUAGCCCCAGGAGCAACAACCACAAGUGGUAAGUUGAACCUUCAUACUACGUUUGCAGCCCAAGCGCAAAUUAUCAGGACUUACACAACUAGUGUACUUGACAAUAGCCAAUAGCAUGUGGGCUUUGAAGUUUCUUGUGCUUGUGUUUGUCCUGUAGUGUGGCUGGCCAUGAUUUAAAUAAUUAACAUAGCACUAAUGGGACUUGGUCGGAAAUGUUGGAAAACCUGAGGUGUCUUACCGAUACAUGGGUCCAACUUAGAUCUCAUGAUUAAGAUGAUUAAAGGCAGGAGAUAGGAUAAAAAUCUUCAAAUCAAGGCAAAAUCACGGGUGGAAACUUUUUGCCAACUUAUAUGACGAAAAUUUAAGCAGCCAGUUUCCACUAGAAUUUAACAGCGAAAAAUUUAUAGUGUAGUUUGAAAAGUGUUGCACCAAACUUAGUAGCACCUUAAGUGCCAUUCGGUAUAAUAGUAAUAAUAAUAAUAAUAAUAAUAAUAAUAAUAACAAUAACAAUAAUAAAGAAAUGUAUUUUUCAUUCUUUAAUUUUUGCUUUCAUUUUGCUUUCAACAGCACCACAAGUAACGACCAUAAGUAGUGAGCGAACUCACUUUUAAUUGAAAUAAUAAACUUUACGAAACAUUGUUUCUGAAUUUAUCUUUUCUCGUCUUGUUCUUUACAGCAUCACAAGCUUCAACUACAAGCGGUAAGUCUUAUUUUAACUUUGCUUAACUCCCAGUGUCAAUGUUCUUCAAUUUCAUUUUACUGAAAUGAACACUUUGUCUCAUUUACAGCACCAAAGACAAAAACUACAAGUGGUAUGUCUAAACCAUCGUUGUUUCGAUUAGUAUCCAAUAAAACACUUUUCCAUUUUUGUUUGUUGAUAUUUAUAAAUUUAACAACCUAUUGCUUCAUUUAUAUCGAUAUUUUUGGUGUCCAAUCCUUAUCUUUAGGGCCAGGAGCAACAACAACAAGCGGUAUGUUUUUUUUCUUUUUUUUUUUUUGAAAUCAAUGCUGCUUUGAUGUCUUCGAAACUAAAAAUUGAAUUUGACUUUCUCGUGUCAUUUCUCCACUUACAGCACCACAGUUAACAACUACAAGUGGUACGUGUAUUCAAACUUUAAAAAAUAAGAAACUUUACUCCUAACAAUAACAUUCUUAAAUGUAACAAAUGUAUGGUGUUAUGUAAUAAAGACAUUUCAGUGACUGUCAUAAGAGUGUCAGAAAUUGGCGAGCAUUUGAUGUGUCGGCAACCUCUGAUGUUCUUUCUGUUUUUUUCUUUUUCCCUUGUGUUUUUGUUCUGUAUUUCUUUUCCAAUUCCUCGAUAUCGAGUAAAAUUUCCAGCUUCAGUUUUACCUUUGAUUAACGGUUCAUAUAAGAUAAUAUUUCUAAUAUAUUUAUAUCACUCAUUCAUAUUUCAAUCUUCUUCACUCCUGCCUUGUCAUUACUUUUCAGCUCCUGAAGUUGCAAAAAGUGGUAAAUACGAUAAUGUUGGUCUUGAAAUCACAAAUAAUUGACAAAACUCUCCCUAGAUAAUAUUUAGAUUAGAUUCAGAAAACUAAAAAAAAAGUUGCCAUGAACAAUUUUUUUUUCCGAUCCUGGUAGUUUCUCACCUCUUUAUCUUUAUUCACAAGUUUCCGUCCAAACUAACGAUCCAUUUCAUACACUUUUUUACCUAAGAUAUAAAAAUGUGAAACAUGAAUUUUUUUUUAGCUAAAAACCUGUUUGCGAUUGAAAAAAUUUUUUCACUACACUAAUUGGAGUUGUGAUCGGCUGACUUGAACAUGCUUUAUCAGAGCACAAAUGGAUGCUGAAGCCGCUUCACUAUUAAGGGAAACCAUGGUUUAUUUUGAAAAUGAAAUGUCAGCCUAAUGCAUGGGAGAUCGACGUUUUCUUUUUCUUUAAAGUUCCCUAAAUUACCUUACAUUUUCUUCACCCUCCAACCGUUUCUUGUUUCCUUUGCUACUAAAAAGAGUACAGUUUUUGCCCCAUCAUUUGGUAAUACUACACAUAAAUUUUUCCAUAAAAACGUCUCGAAUUCUGAAAACCUAUUUUUAAAGUGAACUUAUCAAAACAAUGUUUAGCAUGCUCACUCGUUGUCUUUUCCGGCAGGUGGCUGUGACUUAGCAUUUUUGGUGGAUGCCUCGUCAAGCAUGGAUGUUACAAAUUUCCGACGAGUGAUGGAUUUCGUCACUCGCAUUUUCCGUUCAUUUCCUCUCGGCGAAAGUAUGCGAUACGGAUUAGUUCUCUUCGGUGAUAAUGUAAAGGUACGUUGGUCAACUGGUCAUUAGUAUACCGUUGUUCAUAAUGGCUGCAGAAAAUCAAGAGCAGUUAUAGCAUAGGCGCCUUCUAUUUCUAUGCUUUGAAGAUUGUAACUUGUUAGUGUGCGAAGGACCGGCCUCGCCUAAUUUGUACGCAAUGAUAUUCUUUCCCUCAGUUUGACUAAAAUUCUCGCUUUUUUGGGAAUAUCUGCUAUUUUAUACAUGGUUCAUAAAGUAACUGACACUUUAUCGUAAAUAAAACAAAGUGAAUAUUUCUUUAGGUUAUCUUCCGAUUUGGACGAUACACGUCAAUGCCUCAGGUAGACACGGCUGCCGCCAAUGCAAAACAGAUUGGUGGUGGCCGUAACUUGCGAGGCGGUUUGUCAGAGUGCAAAACAGAACUAUUUAAAGGAGACGCCGGUGGAAGGGCACGCAUCCUUGUUGUACUUGUGGCUGGAGAGUCAGAACACGACGUUUCCAGAGAAGCCAAUUCCUUGAAGAGAGUCGGUGUCAAGAUCAUCGCUAUUGGAAUGGGUGGUUCAUAUGACCAAUUCGAUUUAUCAUCCAUGGCAAAUUCUCUGUCCUACAUUCUUACAAUUGGGAAAGUCAGCGAUAUAAACAGCUUACAAGGAAGCUUGUCGACCCUUAUUUUACAAGGUAAUUGUUUCUCCAGUUUUCCUCUCCUUUUUCUAUUACUUUUCCUCUUUUUUUUUUUAUUUCUUUUUGUUUGCUUCUUGACUUUCUUCACUCUAAAAAGCAUAUAAAGGUUUUUUAGCCGAGCACAUGGUCAGUUGACAGGCUCUAAAAGAUUUUAAACGGUUCAUUUCCAAAUCUACUGUAACCAUUUUGCUCCUUGUUCAAUUUUCUGGUUAUUUUGUUCUUUGUUGUUAUAUUUGAUGCCUCUGGCGGUCCUCUAAUUGACGCUUUCAUCUGAAUUAAAAACAACUUUCGGUGACCCAAAAGUAUCUUGCCUUUAAAUCACUUUGGUUGUUUGAUCAUGCCUUUCGUUACAUCUCCUUACCAAUCCGAAACACUUUUUCAUCUAAGAAUUGAUGAAUUCAAAUUCAAUUUCUUUCAGCCGAGCAAGAAGUAACCACCUCAGGGCGUGGUGGUGAGUAUAUGCGCGUAUUUUAGAAGGACAAUGUAGCAAUAAUAGUCAAUUUAUUGUUUUCAGAGUAACACGUUUGGUUUUUUUUGACUCCCUUCUAUAUUCCGUCUUGUGUUUUCCCUUUUUUGGGGGAAUUUCCCAAAGAACCUACAGUUUUUUUAAAGUUGAUUUUGUGAGGUUUGUUAAUGUUCAUAUCUCAAUUGUAUUAUUUUGUUAAUUUUCAAUCAGUUUAUGUCACAGUGGCCUGAACUGAGGUGUAAUCAUCGUAUUCCCCUUUGGCCAUGUCAACAUGUGGCGUCGAUCUCAAGUUACUCUUUCUCGUCGCUUUUUAUAUGAAAGAUACGGUUUCUAAACAUGGAAAAUUACAAAAUAAAUGAAGUUCGUCUAACGACUACUAUGUUUUUCUCAGGUCGUUGUGAUCUUGCCUUUAUGGUAGAUGCAUCAUCAAAUAUUAACGGAAAAGGCAACUUUCAACUGUUAAAGAAUUUCGUCAGUAACAUGCUCAACUCAUUUUCUCUCGGUGGCGAUGUGCGAUAUGGAUUAAUAGUCUUCAGCGACAAAGUUGAGGUGAACUUAUGACUACGCUUAUCAGAUUAGAUAGAGAUUAUCAGAUAAUUUGUUCGAGAGCUACCCUAACCCUAAACCCUAACUCCAAUGACCCGAAUCUUUGAAGGAAGUCGAAAAGAACUAAUUAAAUUUAAUCAACGGGAACAGAGAGUUUGCAUAAAAUGUAACGAAAAGGUGAGACAAUCUCGUAUUGUGAUAGUAAAUGUAAAGAAAAACUGAGGAAAUAAAAAAGCGAGUCAUUUACCUUGGGAAUAAUGAAGGCUCUGGUGGAGGUUCAAAGAUAAUUUAGAUUAACCAUUCUGCAUAACCACACCACUGCACCAUCAAAUAUAAGCAAAUAUUUUUUUUUUUGAGGGACGACAAAAGAAGGCUGAGUGUACCAAGUGUAAACAAGCUUAAUAUUAUUCUAAUUCUUUCAGGUCGUGUUUGGCUUCAAUCAGUUUACCUCUAUGUUCGAAGUUAAUCUGGCGGUGAGCGAGACCCAACUGAUCGGUGGAGCUUGUAACGCUGGUGCGGCACUCACACGCUGCAAGACAACACUGUUUCCGACUACCACAGCCAAAGGAGUUGAACGUGUUUUAGUUGUGCUUCUUGCUGGAAAAUCCUCAGAUGACGUCUUACCACCCACCGAGUCUUUAAUAAAUGCUGGUGUGAAGAUAAUCACAGUUGGAAUGGGUUUAUUUAUCGAUAGGUCACAGCUUUCGGAGAUUGCAUACUCUCAGUCGUAUGUUCUAACUACUGACCUGAUCGCUGGUUUACCAAGCAUUAGCGGGAGCUUGGCUACGUUGAUUUCCCAAGGUUCGUUUUUCUUCACACAUUUUAACUGUUUUAGAACACGUAAGAACUUCACUUUUGUCAAUUGGCCGAAUAUCGUCUCAGUGCCACGAGGGUUCUUUGUUGGAGCUGCAUUUCUAUAACCAUCUGCCAGAUAAUUUUGUGCAAAUAUAAUUUAAAUUAGCUACACAUUUUUUUUUAAGUCCAACGAUGAACUUUUUCCGUCAAUAACAGACAAAUUUUGAACGAUGAUUCGCUGCUGGUGUGUUUAUCUCAAAAAAAGGCAAGGACUUUGAGUACUAAUCUAGUAAUUUCUUCUUUCCUACAGCUGGUGGUAUCACCUUCAGUGGAAAUUCAGGGGCAACAGACAGUUAGUCCUUAUUUCAAUUACUUCUCAAAUACUGAUUCAAACUUUUUUCCAUAGAUAAUUAACGCUACUGAUUGAUCGAAAAAACCCGCCAUGAUAUUUAACAUGAAGUUUCACGAAGGAAGCCCAUUAGCUGGCUCUUAUUUCUUAUAAAUUUUUCGAAUGUUUCAUGUUUCGAAUUUUUAUUAUCUAUUUGCUUUUUUUUCUGAUGUCUUUGUGUUCGCUCGCCGUCUGCUUUGAUUUUUUUAACCAGCUCGAACAUGACUUUCGUAUACAGUCAUUUCCUAAACACUUAUCAUACAACCAUAGAAACUGAGUAAAAUGAGACGAGCAGGUAUGAAGCAAUCAUGUCCAAAAGGUGAACGAACGGCAUAAAACUUUUAUCAACAGCGCAAUUGAGGGGCAGAGAGGAUCUAAUCCCCUCUUUAAUGGUUUAAAUAAAAUAAUCCCCAUUCCUGGAAACCGAUACAUGAAGUCAGCAUAAAUUUAUUUUACAAAUCACUUUUUGCUAACCAAUAUUUCUAAAGGUUUCUUCUCGUGAUGUGCUGUUGCUGUAUUUGGACACCAGAGCUUCUUUUUUUUUCUAAUUUGCUUCUUUUCUUUUCGUCUAGUAAUCCUUGACCUGGGAUUUAUGAUAGAUGGAUCCUCCGCCGUGGGAAGUGAGCAGAACUUCAAACAAAUUAUUAAGUUUGUUAGCGCUGUAAUCCAUGCCUUCCCACUUGGCCAUUACAAAACUCGUGUUGGGCUGGUCGUGUGCUCCUCCGAAGAUUUAGUAGUCUUCAACUUCUACACAUACUUUGACAUGUUUAGCAUAGAUCAGGCGUUGUCUUCAGUGAAAUACCCCGGGACAAACUCGGCUGGGAAGCAGCUACUCUAUCUCGGACGUGGCUUGGAGGUCUCCAAGCAUUUCUUAUUUGACAGCUCGUGGAGGAACCAUGUCCCGCGGCUGCUUGUUAUGGUGGUUGCAGGCAACUCCGCUGACAGCGUUGCUACCCCAUCGAUGGAGAUCAGAUCUUAUGGAGUAGAAAUCUUCUGUAUUGGAGUUGGGAGUGUAUCUAGUAAUUGGCAACUCAAUGCCAUGGCCAGUUACCCCUAUAAUGCGCAUGUCUUCAAGAGUAGCUACGAACAAAUGGGAAAGAUUGCAGAACUACUUGUUACCAACAUUUUGAGAGGUAAAAGGAAAUUUUGUCAAUUCGAUUCCCAUUUCAUUACACGCAAAGGGCCAUUCCGUCCUAUAUAACUUCGUUCAACCAUAAACAACUUUUUGUUUUCAUUUUCCUUCUAAUUCUUUCCAGGUAUUUUCAGGAAUUAUUGUCGCCCUUGUUAUUGCGGUAAGUCGACAAGUCUAUUUAUCACGGUUUGGCUUAGUUCACAGUGCUUUAUUAAUUACGAAAAUAAAUUUUGUAACUUUUCAACUAGUCAUACUAACUAGAAUGACCAUUGCAUUAAAGGUUAUCGGGAUUACUGUGGAUACUGUCCCAGCUAUGUACGAAAGAAGAGAAGCGCAGUCAUUUCAACAGAAAACAAGUACGACUGCUCACGUCAUUCCAUUAUUCAUCCUCUGCCACGUCGUUAUCAUCAUCGACCACGCGAUGUCCACUAUAGUCGCCUCAUCGGCGGACGUCGACACCAGACGGGUUGAUCAAUGAUCUUUCAGGGGGGAGGGUGGACACGAGGAAAAAGCUAAGAUAAAUGGCUUUUUUCAGUAUAUUCUUAAUUUGUUCCCGGAAUAUCGAAUCAAAUCGAUAUCUUAUAAAAACAAUAUCAAAUCUUACAAAAACAAAAGCGACAGAGCUAAAAACUAGAAAAGAGAACUUUUUGGGGGAACACUCCUAGGCUUUUCGAGCAUUUCCCGAACGUUGCUUAUAAUUAAAAGUAUAUGUUUGAAAGGCUUUCUUGUAACAAAUGCAAAAAUACAGGAGACACACUGCUCUAAGUUUCUCUGUGCAAUCGCGAUAUAAAAAGCGAAGAUUUUUAGGUUCAAAUAUUGUCGGAAGGCAGUGCUUCCUAUUUCAAAGCUCUUUUGUUUUUUCUUCCUUUUUGGUCUGAGAUUCGUUUGGUUUAUUAAAUAAGGGAUUUGCUAUAGAUACUGUUUAAUAGAUCUCUUUCCCUCAACGUAAAUGGGAAAUUAAAUGUCUUCUUAUCUCUGUUGAAGUUAAUUCUGAAUAAGAAAUAAAGACUUAAAUUUUGACGUGAUCAGCAUCCGUUUUUAUGCUCCUACAUAUAACUUUUCUUACCCUCGUCUUACUAAAGGUAUUGGGGGACCAUCUAGGUAAACCUAGAUUACAAAAAAAUCUAAAUUAAAUAGAUAAGUUUAAAAAUUGUUACCCUCUAAAUUUAUAACAUAGAAGUCUCAGCCUGAAAUCCUUGAAUCCGUGACUAGUUUAGGUUGGUUUCUAAAUUUCUCGCAAUUUUCCUCGGGAUUACCUCUCUCCAGCUGGUUGAUUAAUAGUUUUUCACCUGAUACGAACAUCUGUACUAUGAAAGUCGUCCUCCAUCGCUUCCCUCUCUCCGUUCCACAUGACACUUAUGUCUGAUUGACGAUGAGCUGGAACUCAACAUACAAGUUUAGCUAGCUACGAAAUGAUGUAAUUGAGGAAUACCCUGAAACUUUUUUAGAUUUUGGAAGUCAUGUAUAUAGUUUCAAUACUCAACCUGGCAUUGUAAAUCUUUUUCCUUUGGAUGUUAACACAGACCCGGUCCUAAAGUGGUGCACGUAUAGCGUGGUUAUUUCCCAAAGCAUGAUGGUGAAUUUAGUAUAACAAUCAUUCCAUUCACGCUAGUUGAAUAUGCGAUAGUGGCUAUCGGCAAAUCGGUGCUCUACUAUCUAAUGUCCACUGCGCGCUCAUAGAAUAAGUGAUGAAACUUCUUUCAUCUAUAGUUCUUUUGCGACUUCUUUCGUUUCUGGAGAUCACAGAAUUAUCUAGUCAAAAUCAAUCCUGUAAGGUUAUUAUUAUUUUUAUUAUUUAUUUAUUUAUUUUACGUGUACUUACCAUGUGUAUGCUUUCCUUUCGAACAAUGUAAUAAAUGCAUCCGCUAAGUUUAUAUCACAUUUUACAUCAAUUUUCAAAAUUCAUGACUAAAACAAAUCUUAACUUGGUCAUUGGUAUUUUUCCGGCGCUUAAGGCUGUUUCACCCUGAAUUCUUUGCAAUAGUUCUUUUGCUUUAAUUGGUUGUUGUGAUUACAUGUACUUUGGUUUUGUUAUCUGAUACUCAAUCAGAUGCGCUCUUUGAGCGAUAAAGUCGAUCUCUCGGGCCAGCCAACAGACAAGUAGAUAGACAAACAAACAAACAAACGGACAAAUAUGGAAGUUCCUCGUAUUAAACCAUUAUUCCACAAAGGGUGAGGAACAAAGCCUUUGAACUUUAUGCAGCGCCUGAUCACACUGUUAGUCACUACAAUUGAGUAUAAGAAGUGGCAGACUGGCUAACGAAAAGGUAAUUAAUUAUGGCUGAGUCUGGGAUGAUCGCGCAGCUUGAAUAAUGUUGACGCCUUUCGUCCUUCAAAAUAAUUGACGAAAGUGAAAUCCUAUUUAACCCUUCUACCCGGAUAGAAACCAGCGCUACGAGACAAGACAGAAGAGAGAAUUUGAUGGCAAAAUUGGAAAAAUUUUCUUGAUAUACGAACUCAAUUUCAAACAGUUAUUUCCCUAAUAAUUUUCGUCGAAUCGAUUUGAAAGUGUUUUCACCAGUGAGCCCUUUGAAAGUUCCUUGUCCUCUCAUGGGAACAGCAAUUUAUUUAGCUACAUGAUAGUUAUCUAAUCAUAGCCAAAAGUGAUAUUCGUUCAGAGAAAUAAACCUCUUAUAUACUUCAUAAUGGCAAUUUGUAAAAAUGACCGAGCAGAAGUAGUCAGUACCAGUUCGCCAGGUGUCCGUCUUUGACAAUGGAGACCGCUUUGUAAUUAACAAUUAGUACUGGCCGUCCGUAGCAGAUUGAGGAGAGAACGAAACCACCGUAAAACCAUUGAAAUCAUUUAUGAGGAAAUGAAUCCUAUUCAGUACCGGGUAGCAUCUAUUACAUUACUCCCUCGAAAAGGAUAUCUUGAUGAAAAUGUGUUAUGUCCUUCAGAUACGAUGAGAUUUCAGUAUCGGAUACCAAAAUCAAUUCUGCCAGCGACUCUGAGCUUGGCCGAGCGCACCUGUUGGUCCGCCAACUUUUCUACGGUGAUCGUUUGUGAAUAUAACAUGGCAUCUUAAACUUCGAGAUGUUAUGUCGUGGAAGUGGAAGUAUUUAGUCGAAUGGGGAUUGUUUACUUAGGAUAUGCAAACGAAUGUGAUUUGAAAAUGCAAAGAGGUUGGAAAACAAGGGUCGACAGAGAACUCACCCAUUUCUUAAUUGAGCUGUCAUUUUUAUCAUUAUCUCAUCAUUUCCUGAAACAACAUACAAUUGAACCAGUCACAAUCCAAUAAAAAGUGAAGAUCUGUCAUCGAAAUUAGAUCCAUUGCGAUGAAGUUCCUGUAUAAGAAAUUAUCUAAAAGAAAUACAAUUAAAGUUGAGUUUUUUCUGCUAUGUAAUAAGAAACUCACCACAUCAAAGAUAACAAAAUCAUGAAUUGCCUUUUAUUGUCAAAGGAAUCUUAAAUUAAGCUAAUUUUAUUAAAUUAUAUCUGCUUGACGAACCGCUUUGUGAGUAAUUGGAGCGAGUUUGGAAGUUAACCACCCGUGAAGUGUAAACACACGCUUCAACAGUAAUAAAAGACCACCUCACAAAGACAAAACCGAUUGAAUUUCAUGUACCUGCAAGAGCCACUCAAUCGCUGAGUCUUCAACUAUAUCAAAUGUUCUUGUACUUAGGAAGGCGCCGGUGCCGUCUUCUGUAAAAUACGGCCUUGAUCAAAUAUGCAUCGUUGUUCGAAUCUUUAUUGUACUUUAGGUCCAUGAAGACAAAACAACAGUCAGGGUAGCCUUCAACAUGGCGUAACCUAAUCUUGUUUGUGGCUCUAAAACGAAAGUGGAAAUUUUUUAAAUCGACGUGAGCUUAGUUUGAGUUCAAGUAAGUGGCUUCAUCUUCUCCGUGAUAAAAUGAUACCCGGUACUAGCCAAUUUUAACUAUGCUUUGUUCGUUCAUCUUCGAUCGAACAUUUGUUUAGUCUUGGAAAGGUGUUAUUUGAGUUUCUUUCAACAGGAAUGAAUGUUAACCUUUUUUUCGUGUUGGCGUGGAACGUCCUUGUCAUCUUUAAGAUCUCAACAGUUUCUAGUGCCUUGAAAAGAGGUAAGGUCAAGAUUCUAAAGCGACUAUUGUUCAGCGAAAUGCUAUGUAAUUACUUUUUAAUCAGUAACAACACGCUUAAUUUCCAAUAAAGAGAAAAGUAUCAAAUUACAGCUAUUUGACUUAUGAUUAGCUGUUGAAUUUUUUAAUUUCAGGUUUAAUCUUAUUGCGCUAUAAUGGCUAAAUUUUACCGCUGGUGCCAUUUACUGUUACAGUAUAUUCAGAAACAAAAUUAGACGCCACUAAUUAAGCGCAACGAUUAUGCUCUCUUGCCGGUAUAUGUUAAAUCUGUGUCACUGCUUUUAGAUCUAAAGGAGUGUAUGAUCUUAUCACAGGAAAGGUUUUAAUUCGGACUGCGUUUCAGAUAAGCAACGAAAUUUCGACUUUUCAACGUCAAUUGAAAUUCUACCUCGUCAAAGGCUCUCUUUUGUCUGCAACCAGAAAUUGGAAAAAAAAGGUUGCAUUAGUGUUCCGUAUACCGCAAUUAGACCUGUCGAUUCAACUGUUUUCGCAACAAUAGACAAUCGCUGCGAAGUACUGUUAGUACUAGCUCAAUUGAUGCAGUUUCAAGCGAGCACAUCCAUUUCGGUUUGCUUUCUGGUGAAUCAUCUGACCUUAACCAAAUUCCUUAAAGGGCAUGUGGUACCUCCCAGGAUCCAUUAAUUCUGAACAGGAGGCAGCGAGCGACCAGGCUUUUUUAUAUUCCUUUCAUCAUCGUUUUUGCGUCUCCUCAAAAAGCUAACUACGGACGAAAAGUGAUACUUGAUUCAAAAAGAAAAAAAUAAAAUGUUGGUAGCUUAAAUAAUUCAUUCGGAAUGCCAUCGUUAGCUAGGGUAAUGUGUGUAGCCUCCCUUCCGCCUCGACAUAUGAACAAUAAGUAUAAGUCUAGUCUUCCCUUAAAAUUUAGGAACCCACGCAUUUUCAAUAUACAGUCAUUGUUUUGUAAAGGUCCUACUGGUUAGUUUUAUAAAAGAACUAAUCGUACUGAUCGCACAUCAUAGUAUUUAGAAGCUUCAGGGGAAACUUGCUUGGUCUGGGGAGUUGGCUGUUGGCUAUAUGCUCAGCGGGAUGAUGAGAGUGUAUCCCACUUUGAUAAAUUUUUUUUUUUUAGCUCUAAAAGCUCAGAACGCCGAGAGCAGGUUUCUCAUCGAAAGAAUUGGUUUGAAAGCCGCUUAUUCCAUCAAACCGCCACACAUUAAGUCAUCACCUCUGGGGAAAAGACGAAAGCAACACUCAAAAGAAAAAGCUCACUUUCAAACAUUAUCCGGUCAUGUGGGAGUAAAGAGGCAAUUUAAUACACAAAACAGUUUGAUUCCACGACCUUUUGAUGUAUCUUCAGUGAAAGGUAAAAUGCCAAUAUAAAUAGUGACAUGUUGGCAGUUAUCAUCAUGCAUUAUAUAUGAAUAUAACUGCGUUUAAAAUGAAGUUCAGAUUACAUUUUAGAAGCCCACAUGAAGUGCAGUUUUUAUCAAAUUGUUGUUUUUAUUUGGAAAGUUAUAAAUAUACCAGGAAUGCUACAUAUUAAGAAGACACCUGUGACAACGAUAUAAGACAAAAAAAUAAAACGAAUAUGACAAAAACAGCAGAACAAACAAAGCAGAAUUCAAUCCCUUCAACGUCAGCCUCAUUAUUCGACUAGGAUUUCGAGGCACUGGGUUGUUUAUUCCACCGUAAAAAUAGUGUUUUCUAUCACCGAAGGCCAGAGAACUUUGUCUCCUUGAGCCAUACCUUGAGAUUGGUAUUGAAAUAUUUCUAUUAUGAUUUUUUUAGGCCACCCGGCUAAGAUCGACGGAGAAUUUCAGAUUCGAACCCUAGUGUUUGUGUACUUUUUUAAACAAAAAUUAUUUUGCUCUUAAAGUGCUUCUCCCCAGCCAGAAUAUUACGUCUGAGGAUCAAAAGGCUGUCAGGUGUACCUGAGAAAAAGCUUAAUAUGUGAAGAUCGAAUUAAGCCGUCAGAAGUUAUGGUUCCACUAACCUUCUAUCUUUUGCCCAGCCUGUAAAACCCAAAUAGAUCUUGGAUUCCUCAUAGACGGCUCUGGAAGCAUAGAGAUGUACGGGAAAGGGAAUUUUCAAAGAUGUUUGGAUUUUGUGAAAUCUCUUACGAAAGCUUUUGUCGUUUCUCCCACGGACACAAGAGUUGGAGCAAUUGUAUUUUCGUCUCGAAGUGAACUUCAAUUUGACUUCAAACAAUAUAGCACGCAGCAAGAUUUAGAAGCUGCGAUAACUCGCAUAAAAUAUCCAGGUUACAGGACAAAAACUGGCGCCGCACUCACAAUGGCGGCAGACAAACUAUUUAAUGACGUUAGACAAGGCGUGCCACGCGUCCUUGUUGUCCUAACUGACGGCGCAUCCAACGACGACGUAGUUAAACCGUCCGAAGAACUUAGAAACGCAGGGGUGGUUAUAUUCUCUGUUGGCCUGGGGACACAUUUUAGAUUAGCACAACUAAAUGCGAUGGCAAGUGAGCCAAAAGCGGAACACGUGUUUACAGUUGAUUUCCCCCAAAUGGACACAAUAGUUACAGCAAUGCAGAAAACGUUGUGCAAAGGUGAGAAAAGAAUUACAGCUUGGAAUUCGCCAUUUUCCAAGAAAUGGAAGUAACACGUGGCUGGCUCAUAAAAUCAUGUGAUUCUGAUAUCGUUGGGCUCUCUCCACGGUUUGUCAUCUUACAUUGACUAAAUGACUGAAAAAUAGACUGAGAGACAGACUGGUUAACUGACUUAAGAACAGACCUUGUGACAAUGUUAGAAUUUUCAAAUUUCUGUUUGAAGUAUGAAGUUUUCAAUUUGAACAUUAUUAUUGACAGUUUUUUGUAAUUUCAUACAGCUGCUGUAAAGGCUGCCGCCGAGGGAACAAGUAAGUAUACUUCAAUUUUUCCCCAGUCUUAACGUAAAUUACCCAAUCAUGUCGAGUCCCACUCUGAAAACUUCAAGCUUUUAAACCUGACCCGCAACACUUCCAUCCAACGUAUAGUAAGAGACUUGCAGAGGGAUUUCAUGAAGAGCCUUGCCAACCGACGAGGCGGUGGUUUUUCAAUGUCUCAGACCACUACUACAAGUGGAGGCAGCUCCUCCGGAGGAAUGUCUGCUGGAGGUGGUUCUGUUUCUGGUUCUGUUCAUGGAGGCUCUGCUAGUGCAUCAGGUGCAGCCGGAGGCGGCGGUGAGUAACUUCACGUGACAAGACAAGAAUUUGACGCAAGAUGAUCUACGUUCACAACGAAGUAAUGAAGAAUUCGAACUUUAUCCCGCCACAUUGGGCAAGUGGAUCACACUACAUUACGACAAAACAUAUAUUAAAGGGACGCAGAAAUACAACUGAGACAAGACACGUUCCUUGACAAUGGAUCCUAGGAUAUCGUCAUGGUAUCGCACCAUACAAAUGACGCACAGAUAACGGAAAUAAUCUGUGACAUGUUUACAUUGGACAGGGAAUCCUAAUGGAUCAUAUAAACAUAUCAUUAGCCCAUGACAGUGGACGAGGAACAAAUAGAGGCCAAUAGACGAUACAGCUAUGACCAGAACCCAACAUACCCUACCACUGAUAUUGCGACUCCCUCGUCAAGCUAACAAUGCUGUGCAUUAAAUAGAUGUAUAAUACGUGACAUCGGUUUGUCUAAUUUAGUUGUAUAUUUCUUCUGUUUAUUUUUGAUAAUCAUUUAAUUUUACCUACCAAUUUCAUUUUUUUUUCAGCUGGGGGAGCUGCUGGUGCCUCGGGAGGAGGUGUGUAGCUUCUUUCAAAAAUUACAGUAAUUGGGUCUUACUAAGAAAACUAGAGCUCGUUAUGCGAGUCUCUUCACGUCUGAUUUUUGCCCUCUGCCGGAGGUAUUUUCAUUUUGUUUACCCUUUUCCAUUCUUUCAUGAUAUUCAUUCUACAAUUCAUUCGUGGAUCUAAGAGUAUGGGCGUAAACUGUUCGAUCCUCCCGUUCAAUGCCACGGUUCUAUGCCACCAUUUAGUUAUGAGUUUUGACUUUGGUAUUAAAAAAUGUUCAGAAAGCCUUUCCUUGUUCAAAUAAAGUUAUGUUGAAUUAAGGUUUUAUGUGAUGUUAUAGUUGCGUUGCAAACCGGGCAGCAUUGACUGAAGGAUGGUGAGAACAUUAUACAACAAUCAAGCAAUUAGAAAAUUUUUAAUCUUCCUGACCGUUUUUUUUUUUUUUUUUUUGCCAGGAGGAUGUGAUCUUGCCUUCAUGGUGGAUAUUUCAUCAAGUAUUGGUGGCGAUGCGAACUUUCAACUCGUCAUGAAAUUUGUCAUUAGCAUUUUUCACUCAUUCACUCUUGGCGGUGGAAUACGCUAUGGUCUAGUCACGUUUGGAAGCAGUGCUAAGGUAAAAGUGAAUUAAGGUUACCCUCUAAAGGUACUAUACAUCGAGUCAAGCACCUAGUUUAGUAAGUUCAUGACCUUGCAAAAUUCUUUUUACCUUAGGUGGUCUUUGGAUUUACCCAGUAUUCCUCAAUCUCAGAGAUAGACUCGGCAGUUGGCAGUGUGACAUUAAUGAGCGGUAGCUGUGCUGCAGGUGCUGCGCUUUCUCAGUGCAAGUCAUCUCUCUUCGAGGGUGACGCCGGAGGGAAGGCACGUGUCCUGAUUGUUCUAAUUGCUGGAAGUUCUACUGAUGAUGUUUCAAGCGCCGCUAGCUCAUUGAAAACAGCCGGAGUCAAAAUAAUUGCUGUUGGAAUGGGCAGCUCAUUUGUUCAGUCACAACUUACUUCCAUGGCAUUCUCUUCAUCCUAUGUCCUUACCGCCGCUUCGUAUGGAGGUUUAGCUGGCAUUACCGGAAGCAUUACCUCACUAAUAUCUCAAGGUUUUUGAGAGUUUGUCCCUAUUCUUUAUUGUUUCUUCGAUUCUAAUUUAGGGACACUUUCUCUUCGGGUAAUUUGGUAUUAUCAACUGAGUUUAUAACGUAAAUUAGCCACCUUAAAGAGUUUAAAAGCGGCGUUUCGAGCGUUAGCUUUUGGUCGGAGCGAAUGACAUAUGGCUUACGCUCAAAACGUCACUUUUAAACUCUUAAUGGUGGCUAAUUUACGUUAUAAACUCAGUUGAUGAUAUUGAAUAACCCUGUUAUACUCUCCCGCCGACGCAGCACCACAAUUUCUUCAGAAACUUUCCCCUUUUAUUCACUUUCCCUUCGACCCUGAUUUUAAUUUCUUCUAGGCUUUCCCUCAGUGCAGACAAGCAGGGUUACUACGAACCAAGGGAUCAUCGAAAAAACAAAUUUAAAGCUUCUUUCAGAAUUUCGUGUUCUUUGAUAUGCACAUAUGUUCAAAAAGAUUUUUUUUAAAACUUCAUGGAUUUUACAUGAACCCCGACAAAAAUAUCAUUGAAAACAGCUAAUGAUAUGCUAUAACGCCGCAACCCCUCCUUUUCCUUAUCUUUGAAUCAUCGUUUGCUAGAAUUGAAUCAUUUAACUUUAUGCUUAGUCGUGCACUGAUUUGAUACAAUCUUGAAAUUAUAGCCGGCGGCAUUACCGCUAGUGGAGGUGCCGGAGGUGCCGGAGGUAUGGACUCAUACGAAUUAUGCUUGUCAUCCUUUCCAUCCUCGAUCGUGUUUGUUUUGAUUUCGUUGUUUUUGUUGAUGUUGUUUGUGGUUUUGCUUAUUUGGUGAUUUUGUUUAACUUACUAGCUAGAUAACUGAACUGACGGUAUCGUACUUCUAUUAUAGACAUCAUGCUUUAAGACAGGCUCCAUUAACAUCCGAAAAUCAACCCAACUAGAGGGCCUGAAAAAGCAAGUUACGGUUGAGGGAACUUCAUUGAAGAUAAAAUUUAUUCCCAUAGGCUAGUCGUGGGUCUAUUGAAGUUUCUCUACUUUCUUAUUCCUCUUUAAGCGCUGCAUGUGUAAAAAGCAUCAUAAUUAUACAUAAUAUAUGCGCAAAACGCCAGCACUCCACUAUUACAAUUAUUUUGCUUGUCAUAAUAAUAAUAAGUUUAACGUAAAAGUUCUGAGUUAGAUAUUGAUUCAAGCCUUUGCUAUUCCAGUUUAGUAACUGGUUGAACUUUCAUACUUUUUAGGUUCCUGUGAUCUGGCCUUCAUGUUGGAUGCCUCGGACAGCAUUCAAGGGGAAGCAAACUUCAAGUUGUGUAUUGAAUUCAUCUUGGUAAUAUUUCGUGCCUUUGGUAUGAGUGGCGGUAUACGCUUUGCUUUAGUCCUAUUUGGAAGUUCAGCUCAAGUUGCAUUUGAUUUCAGCAAAUAUUCUUCAAUCUCUGAAGUUGAAACGGCCCUUGGUCAGGUAUGUGUAUUAUUUUAUUUGCAUUAUCCCAUAACACUGCAUCUGAAAGUGUAAAUUAGUUUGAUUUAGCGAGAGAAUGACGAGGACACUUGUCGUGAAACUCAAGGAUAAAUAUACCCGCGUACAAUUCAGAUUAAAUUAAAAACACUACGGAUCAAAUAAGGACACCUGGCCUUCCGAAAGCGGUAAGGAAUGUCUCACAGGAGAUAAAUCCCAGUCAAAGAGGUGAUCAAAGUAAGAGACCGGGUUUAAAAGGGAAAUAUCUUAUAAAUAAACUUUGACAAAUAGGUGAUCAAACUGGAAGGGAUUUUUUUAAAAAUAAGAAAAAUUUUGAGUGCUAUCGUCUCGCAGCUUAAAUCGCUUUGUAAUAGCUGCGUAUAAAGAUAACUGUUGAUUCUUCUUUUUAAACCUAUAGGUUAAACUCGUCGGAGGAUCUUGUGCCGCGGGAGCAGCGCUUUCCACAUGUCAAUCGUCUUUGUUUGCAAGCGCUGGGGGAGGUGGAGGUGCCGCUGCCGGUGGUGGUGCUGUAAGUGGAGGAGCAGCAGCUGGGGCGAGUGUUUCUGCGCGCCUUCUUGUAGUAAUGAUGGCAGGAAAAUCAACAGACUCCGUCUCAAGCUCAUCUGGUGCACUGAAACAAAGUGGUAUUAAAAUCCUAUGUCUUGGAAUGGGAGGAAGCGUCGAUGCGGGUCAGAUGAAAGAAAUGGCUUCCUCCGCCGAGUAUUUUGUCUCAGUAGGAUCGUUUGCAGAACUCUCUGGGUUCUCGCAGCAGUUUAUCAGCUUAAUUGGAUCAGGUGAGAAAGGAAUAUGAUUAACUGCGAACACAAAGUAACAAAGAUCCAUUUCGAUAAGAUUACCAACGCUGUUCGCCAAACAUCGCACAACACAUUAAACAAUUGUUAUCUGUCCCGGAACACUUUAUAAAAUCGUGAUUAGGUAAGGAUUACAUAUUUGCGGCAACGUUUUAAAUAAUAUAAAAUAAGGCUUUUUCGGAAAGAUAGUGGUGUACUGAGAAGCAAAAUAGUUGUCUUCCACGUGGUUUCCGUCUGGAAAGGCAUCUUAUAGAGUCAGCUUCAGUCAGGUCUAAAAAGGCUGCCAAAGUAUUCUAAACUUUUCCAAAACAGAUUAAGGCGUAUGUGAUUAAUUUCUAUGUUAAAUAAGCUGGAGGAAUUUCAGCCAGCGGAGCAGCUGGAGGAGCCGCCGGUGCAGCUGGAGGCGCCGCCGGAGGAGCAGCUGAAGGAGCUGCCGGUACAGCUGGAGCUGCCGGUGGAGCAGCUGGAGGAGCAGCUGGAGGAGCAGCUGGAGGAGCCGCUGGAGGAGCAGCUGGAGGAGCAGCUGGAGGAGCAGCUGGAGGAGCAGCUGGAGGAGCAGCUGGAGGAGCAGCUGGAGGAGCCGCCGGUGGAACAGCUGGAGGAGCUGCCGGUGGAGCUGGAGGAGCCGCCGGAGGAUUAGCUGGAGGAUUAGCUGGAGGAGCAGCUGGAGGAGCAGCUGGUGGAGCCGCCGGAGCAGUUGGAGGAGCCGCCGGUGCAGCUGGCGGUUUAAGUGCUGGAGGAGCAGCUGGGGGAACAGCUGGGGGAACAGCAGGUUGGUGCAUUAGUUCACAUUGCAUAUAUGAGUUUUGAUACAAAUUAUAUCGGGUAGUGUGCCAUUCAGGGAAGGUGUGCUAACGAGGUUGAUUUUGACGCCAACCAUAAAGCCAUAUUUACAUUUGACAAGAUCUUUACAAUACGUGACAUUUUCUGACAUCACAGCUCGAACGAACUUGACUUUGUACUCAAAAUGAAACGAAGCUUCACUGUACCAAAAACGUGUGACUAAAAUUCCAACUAACUGAAUGUGAAAAUUGCAUUCUGGAUACACUGUUCUCUCCUGCUGCAUCAAAAAGAAAAAUUCGAAUUUGCAGUAUUAAUUGGUGACUUUUAUAGCAUUCUCAUCAAGAUCAACAUACAUUUUGGAGCAUUAGCCAUUUUUAACUACUAAGGUGGGUGUCGACACACCAGAAUUUGUGAUAGUAUUGUAUGUACUGGUCAAGACUGUGAAUUAGUUAGACGAUGGACGCAUUGGAUGGUCUAAAUGUUGUAACAUACAUAACAGCUAAAGAUAUGAAACUCUUCGUAUCGCUUUAAAUGGUCAAUAUUUUGUAACUCUGUUUGCGAAAUAGGUAAGCAGGGCUUUCAAACAAGUCUGCUUCCACGUAAGACGACUCUCAGAAGGGCAAAACAAGAAGAAGCAGGCCGUGGUACAGAAUGAUAACAAAUACUCCUUAGUAUCCCCUUCCUAUGUCUGAGUAAAAGAGGCUCGCAUUACGACGUGAAAAAAUAUGAUAUUUAUUCCUUGACAUUUAUCUUGUCAAUGAGGAUGCUGAUAAAUAACGGCUUCAAAAAUCGUUGUUUUAAAACAAAUUAACAUGCUUUUUUAAAGGAGCAGUCGAUCUGGCUUUCAUGCUUGAUGCCUCUAGCAGUGUAGGUGAUGAUGCAAAUUUCCAGCGGUGUCUAAGCUUUGUUAGAGCAAUCUACAGCGGCGUUACCAUUUCAUCAGCGGCAUUUCGCAUAGGAUUGGUCUUGUUUGGCGCGUCCGCCUCGGUGUCGUUUGACUUCAGCAAGUACAGCUCAGCAUCUGAAAUUGACGCAGUUAUUAUAGGAAUGAAAAUGAUUGGUGGAGCGUGUGCUGCAGGUCAAGGUUUAAGUACAUGUCAAACUCAAUUAUUCGCCCAAUCACGUCAAAAUGCUAUCAAAGUCCUGUUGGUGAUGAUCGCUGGAAGAUCAACAGAUGACGUGUCAGGCGUGGCAGGAGCUUUGAAAAGUUCUGGGGUCAAGAUCUUCUGUCUCGGGAUAGGAAGUUCUAUUGAAAGAACUCAGCUCAUAUCAAUGGCUAACUCAGAAUCGUACAUUCAAGUAGCACCCGACUAUAGUCAGCUAGUAUCAUUGUCCAGUCAUUUUUUAACACUGCUUGGUCAGGUAGCUGCCGGUAAGUAAAUUUUGUACCUACUUACAAAGUAUACCGUAAAGGAGGGGAGUCGAUUUUACAUUGGUAACCCAUACCACAAGUGAACGAUAUGUGUUUGAGGGUAUCUCAUGGUCCGUGACAAAUGUAGGAGGCUUGGUGCCACACAAAAGCAGCCAUGAGCAAAAUAGCGGGCGGAUAUUCAGGAUUUAUAGCAAAGGGGAACACUCGGAAACUAUUUUUGUUAAAAUAAUAGCAAGGCUACCACCACAGGUGCAGGAAUGACCGCUGGAACAAAAAAGAAAGGGAAGAAUUUUACUUGGGUAGGCAAUAAUGCAGCUACAGGUACCUUGACAUUCAUUCCUGGAGAAGGUAGGAGAGUGGAUGUCCUUGCUGGAUGAGGUACGAGAAGAGGAACUACGGGUGGUGCAGAGGGACAACUGCACUUAGGAAUCAUACCCAAUAAAAGUUCCUCACUAGGGUGGUAGGACCAUUGGAUCAGAAGACGGUGUAAACGGGACUUACUAGGUUGUCACCGGGCUGAGCUUCAGUGGUGAAAUGAGAGGUAGCCUAGGUGGAAUAGGCGUGGGUUUCACGGAAUGUAUACCUCUUGGAGACAACGUAACGAGUGUCCCUUGCAGGUACAGGCAUGACCGCUGUAGCAACAGCAGGUGAAGUUGCAACAGCCACAGAUCUUCCCAGACCUAUCCUAGGUGGAGGUGGAGUCGGAAUCAAAGUUUUCUUUUGCAGAGAAAUAUUACAAUAUAUUGCCUUGUUGUUUCAUUUUCAUGGCCACUUUCUGCUUUAUUCUCAGCAUCAUUUACAAAACGAUGAUCAUUUUCCCUUCUUCCCCUCUCCUCUUCCAAGUAACAACUUGAAGUCCCACUCGGUGUUUCUUUUGAAUCCUAGCCUGUUUAGAACACUCUCUCGUUACAGUUCUGGCUUGAAUCGGCGUCUGCGACAUAUGGAGUUAGUAAGGUCUUUUCAGGGAGGCUUAUCGAGAGAAUCGUGAGGGAACAUGUAGAAAAUGAAUGAUGAAUGAAUAUGACAAACGUUUGAAUUCAUGCUUCAAUGAUUGAGAAAUAAAGACAAAUUUAUGUCCUUGGAAACGAAACGUUUAAAUGAAAACUUCGUUUCCGAUACUCAAAGUGAAUAUGAGAAUGGUCUAGUGUUGCAUUUUUAACAUUUGUACUGAUGCAAAAAGGUCAAAUUAAAACUGUCACAGCAGGUCGUCAUGCCUAUGCAGAAUGCAUAGAAACUAAGUCUAAUGCACAAUAUCCUCCAAAUCAACUUCUAACAAAACCCCUGCAGCAAUAUCUAGCGAGUGCGGCUCCGAACACAAUUGCAGCUACGACAAAGAAUUACAAAUUACAACACUGCAACGUUACGUGACAUUUCACUGUAGUAUAUAACAUAACGUUUAGCUUCAUCGUGACUUUACAUGGCUUACUUAAACAUUAAAAGACAACAUGAUAUUGAUUUCAGAGUUUAACAUUGCAAUACAGUAUAAUCGAAUAACGUACCCAGUAAUUACCAGGACGUUUUUUGUGCGCUUUGAAACAUUUAGGGGCGAAGUCGCUUCUUUUAUUGUCCUGGAGUGUUCGUAAAAAAGCUGCGUAAGUUACUUCAGCCAGGCAUUUGAUAUAGAAAAAUCUAUAAACAUUUUAAUCAGUUUUACUUAACUUAUGGACACUUAAAGGGCAUGAUAAAUCCGUCCCGUAAUAACAAUAUCUUUUAUUCAAUAAAGCCGGAGGGAUGGCAGGUGGAGCUGGCGCUGCCGGAGCAGCAGGGGGAAUUUCAGGUGAAUUGACAACCACAAAACUAUUAUUAAAUUUAAGGUGAAGCCUAUCGGAACAGUUGUGUUCAUUUCUAUUUGAACUUUCUUAUGUACCCUGGGUGUAGUGAUCUGGUUUUUAGUAACAUAGCACAUGAACCUCACACUCGUAUGAGGUUUUUCGAAAAUGCAUUGAGAAGUUUUGAAGCUUUGAAGCUUUGGUAUUGACUUUGAAAGUUUAAAGAGUCCAUCAAACCAAUUUUGAACUGCUUCCAUUCAGACAACAGAAUAAGGAAUGGGAAAUUGAGCUCAAUAUCAAAACGACCGAUUUUGCAUGUGUAUCUAGUCAUGUCUUGAUUAAUAUUUGGUGGUCUUUCGGUAAAUAGUCAUAUUAGAGACGGUUAACUUUUUUUGAGUGGACUGAACGUUUUCCAUCGCUUUCAUCUCUCCUAUUCAGGUGGGAUUGCUGGUGGAGCUGGAGGAAUGGGCGUUGGAGGAACCACUGGAGCAGGUGGAGCAACAAUAGGAGGGGGUGGUAUGUUAAGAAUGUAUGAUAUUCUUUACACACUUUCACGAUUCAUCAAUAAUUGCCUCCCUUGCCAUAUUUGCUAUUGUUUCUCAGUUGGUAUUGGCGUGCAACCCGUAAUUAGGAGACAAUCAUUAUUUCCCAUGAUUUGCACUACUGUUCAUAUCGUUUUUUCAAUCCUUUCACACUAAAAAUAUAAAAAAAAAACAAGAAAAAAUUUGCAGUGUACAAAAAGAAACGACGCGAUACAUUUUCUUAUUUUUCUGUUAGGAGGAGUUGCAGGUGGAGUCGGUGGAAUGGGUGUUGGAGGCUCCACAGGCGCAGUCGGUGGUGCCAUGGGUGGAGGAGGAGGUGAGUUGAGCAACUGCUUAUUUCUAUCUUUCAAGGAACAAUUUUUUGUUCGAGUGGAUCCUUUUCUAGUGCUGUUUUCUCAGAAACUUUCGUCUAAGUUUAUCCGAGAUGAAAUCAGUCAGUCACAAGAAUAUAUAACACGUAUAACUGUAUUCUCGAAAAAAAAUCUAUAAAUACAGGCGAAAAAAAGGUUCAACUUUUGAUUCGUCAAACGGUUGCAGAUUAUAAAAGUUUCCUUUUCAUUUUUCGAUCUCCUAUUUCCUCCAUGAGCGAUCCUAUUUUUCCAUCCAGAUUAGAUGUUAAUUAAAUACUCUCCGACAAGUCAAUAAAUAAUCUAAGGACGAAACUUGACGGGUUUAAGUACUCUCAGACUGCCUCGACCCUGUGUAUGUAUAUGUGGGUAUCUUACGUGUACCUGAGUGUAUCAGAAAACUGGCCAAGAAGCUUAAAAUACUUAAUCUCCCCGUAAGUCGUCCUUGGUUAAUAUUCAAGGAAUAGGUCAGAGGUGAAAUAAAAUGGAAACUUUUAACAGAUAAUUGAUCCAAAAAGCUUUCAAUGAUCAUUGUUUUCCGUGUUUUAGAAACUUAGCCAUUGUAAAUGUGAUCUACCUUCAAGGGAGAGGAUAACAAUUUACAGUCCAUUUCGGCACUGCCAGUAUGUAGACCCGGAUUCGCGAUACACGAAUCGUCACUUUGUAAUUUGUGCGCGACGCCAGCAAGUCGAAAUAUGCCCGUAACCGUUACACUCUCACUACAACCUGUAGUGAUUCAUUCAACCGCAUUCCAAGAUGGGAAAUGAUGAACGAUUCAUGUUUUGAGACCCGGAGUCUACAAACUGCACUAAAAUUAGCUGUCAAAUUCUAAUUCUAUUAUACAGGAGUAGGAGGGGUAGGUCCUGGUUGUUCUGUAAGACCGCUUCAUUUGCCUCACCUCUGUGGAUGUCAGCCGUUAGCGCCCAUUUGCGGAACGCAAAACGUUGGCGAAGGUAAUCUUUUUAUGCCACCUAACCAUAAUAGAAAAAAAUCGUAAAAAUCAAUUAUAUUCAGAUUGAAAAAUUACCAACAAUGUUUACAGAAGAACAACUGACGGCUGACAUUCACAUCUGCAAGUUACUUCUGCAUUAAUAUCAGCGGCUUUACCUCGCGAUAACAAUAAGAGACGUUGAAAGGACGUAUGUGUAUGUCAUUUGAAAAAAUUUCUCCUGGAAACUGGCGCCCACCUAUAGGUGAUGCCAUGGCUGAGGUAAGAAAACCACGAAGAUCUGCAAUAUACUCUGUCGAAAACAACAUAUCGAUAUCCAGUGGAACAGAGAGACUAAUAUUUGACCGGGGAAAGGUGAAUGCCACCAAUGCAAACAACUCUCUCAAACAUCCAGACACAAGGAAACAUACGGUCCUUCGGAUAACAGUUGUAAAACAUGGUCGAAACCAAAGUGGCGAAACACCCCAAGUUCUGUCUGUAACCAAUGAUUUUAAACAGGGAAAUAUGAGAGAGACUGGAGCUAAUGCCAGGAGCAAAUCUUUAGAUAUCAUGAAGGGAGCAAACGUUCCCAUUUCCUUUCAAGUCAGCGAUAGGGGAUCGGGCGAAAAGGACGUCUUACUUAACGACUUAUACGGCGGCAAGCAAAUUUCUUUUGAUGGGCGUUCUUCAAAUGAAAGCAGUGAAAACGUACCACAACAAAAAGAGGCUUCUGAUUUAUCAGCUCAAGACCCGGAUAAGCAGCAAGGUAAAACAGAUUCGAAGGUGUUAUUGGAGGCGAAGUUGAAUCCGCUUAGAAUAGGUAUUCAGCUGGAUGGUGACAAAACUAGCAAAGAAGAGUCCACUAAUCAGCCUACUGAAAGCAUUUCUCUUCAAGAAGUUUUAAAGGAUAUUGACGAUACAUCACAAAAAGCGGAUCCUUCACUGGAUGAAAACAAGGGUAAAGAAGAGAACGCAGUUCUUAUAAGUUUAAAUAAUGAGAACGUAAAAGAUGACGAUUCGCAUGGCACGCAACAACAUGUGGUCAAGGAGGACGAAAACCUGGGUAAGUUACAUAUACAGGCAACGAGCAACAAAGAAAACAAAAAUGGAACAGAAGUAAAUACGGCGGGGGUUUCCAUAACAACGGAGAGCAAGGGGCUUCAAACGAAUGGCCUUAUGAAAGUUCUUUUGACCAAGUUACUUGGAAGCGACAUAAAAGAUGCAUUGAAAGAAAAGGAAUCAGAAGCGCUAAAGCCAACAGGUGGCCGAAGAAUUUCCUCUUCAUUAGAUAUGGCAUCCACAACUGCUGCUGGUACUUCUGUAGAAUCUCCUCCGGGAACAAUGAAAGGUGUGGACACAGCCGAAAUGAACAACAACGCAGGAGCAGUCAACAGUAUUGAGCCACCUUCAAUGCACCAAACUGAUCCUCAGUGCCUCGGAGGAGAGCCUGAACCGGACCUGUUGCCUACUACCGGAACAAGAGUUCCAGGAAAUCUUCGUCUACCAGGCGGGAGGGACUGCUCUCAGGGAAUGGAAAGUUUACCCUCUUCAAACGUAGCGUCGAGUUCACCGACAGGCAUGGUUAUAGAGUCUGCACCAGGAACACAGCAAGCAGUCGGAAAUGGAAUGCCCCUUCCCGCCCAGGUGGUGCCAAAUCCGCCUCCCCUUGUUCCCUCUAACCAAAGAUUUGGCUCCACAACGCCAGCUGGGGUUGGUGUUGAAUCACCGCCUGGUACCAUUCAUGCGGUUGGUACCAGUAUUCCUGCAGAGGGCAUCAGUGAAUUAGGUGAUAAUGGUAAGAUAAGAUGGUGAGAGAAGCAUGCGCAUGGACUCUCAAAGCGAUGACUGCAUGGUGGCUGACAAGACUCCUCUAACAUACGGGGCGCAAAACGCAUGAGACUCUCUUCUACUUGAAUUCAAGAGAAGACCCAAGACGCAUAAAGUUUUCAACUCUUCUAUUGCAUCUAACUUGUAUUAUAAUAUCGCUUGUUACCUUGGGCUGCAAGUGCAAAAUUUGGCUCUCGCCUACGUUUCUUCUAACGCAUUCGCAAAAACCCCAAAUACUUUCUUCAUUAUAUUGCCAUAAUGCAAUAACAAAGGCACUAAUUAGUCCAUCAAUAUUUAAUAUCAGCAUAUCUGUAAUGAAAACUAAAAUAACAUGAAAGUAGACUCUGAAAUAAAAUACGCAUAAAUUCGUGUGCUGCCGUUUGCUAUUUAGUGAGUUCCAAUUUAACGAUGAAAAGCUAAGUACUUACCUCAUGACAAGCCAUAAAAAUCAAAGCAUAUUUGCUCAUAUCUGUAAACUAAGCGACAUUUAUAACAUAAGAUAAAGGUACCCUUGAGUGAAGAUAAAAUACAGUUCUUAUUAAAUAGUGGUUUGUGCAUAUUAAAGAGGAUGUUGCUGCGGUUUCAUAAUAAUGUAACGUUAACCUCAUUCUCACUGAUAUGCAAUUAACAUGCUGUUUUUCGCUUGCUAAAACGCAAUAAGGAAUGUUUCAAUUUUUUAGGAGAAAUAGGCUAUUAUUUUUACUGGCUCACAUAGAUAGCAUUUAUAAGCUACUUCUUCAGGUCCUAAACGAUAUUUGAUUUGAAAGCAAAGUCGUUUUUUUCUCGUGAAUUUCCGAAUAAUUAAUAAGCGCGGUAAAAUAAAAUUGAAAAAAAGAAGAAAAAGAAAAAAAAAUCAAAUUUCGUCGUUAUAAGUUUCUGUUACUAAACAGAUGCUCGAGAAAUUAUAAUCUGUUUCUCUCAUUUAUUUUUUAAUUUUCCCUAGGAGCGUCAACAGGAGUUACUGGCGGGGUAGGGGGAAGCAUUGGAGGUGGCAUUGGAGGCGCGGGGGGUAUGGUAGGAGCAGGCGGAACAAAUACUGGAGUCGGAGGGGGAAAUAUAGGGGGUGGACUUGGCGUUGGAGCUGGAGGUAUGACUGGAGGAGGUGGCGGUGUUGGGGCUGGUGGAAUGGGUGGAGGCGGCGCUGUUGGAGCUGGUGGGAUGGCUGGAGGUGGUGGGAUGACUGGUGGAGGCAUGGUCGGGGGUGGCGGGAUGGCGGGUGGUGCCACGGUUGGGGGCGGCGGAAUGGCGGGUGGAGGCAUGGUCGGAGGCGGUGGGAUGACGGGUGGUGGUAUGACUGGAGCCGGUGGGAUGACGGGUGGUGGCGGAAUGGUAGGAGGUGGUGCUGGCGGAAACGUGGGAGGGGUAGGAGGGGGUAUGGGAGGAAGUAUCGGAGGUGUGACCGGUGCUGGCGGGAACAUAGGUGGAGGGGGUGGGGUUGGAGUAGGAGGUGUUGGUGGAGGCAUGGGAGGAGGGGCGGGAGGGAGUAUCGGUGGAAUAGGUGGGGGUAUGGGUGGUAUUGGGACUGGCGGUGGAGUAGGUAUCGGGGGAGGCAUCGGUGGAGCUAAUAUGGGUGGAGCUGGAGCGGGAAGUGUAGGAGGAGCAAGAGGAAUGGAAGGUGAGCACGUAACAGCACCUUAAAUAUUUGAUUUCGUUGUUCUGAUUUUAAUAUCUAGACACAAAAGUCAUGAAUGACUGGUCAAUUCUUCUCUCUUGUCAUUUUCUAUAGUCGUAUUGGAUUUGGCGUUCUUGGUCGAUGGGUCUUCAGCUGUUGGAAACGAACAAAACUUCCAGCAGUUACUCAACUUCGUUAGCGCCGUGUCGCAUUCAUUCUCCAUCCAUCACGACAUGACUCGCGUCGGAGUUGUUGUUUUUUCUCUUGAGGCUUUUGUCAUCUUUAACUUUCACACAUACUUUGAUAUACAAAACAUCGAUCAAGCACUGUCUUCUGUGCAAUAUCCUGGAACAGAUGGUCCAGGAACAUACAUAGGACGGGGUUUGCUUGUUGCAAAGCACUACCUCUUCAGUGCCUCAGGAAGAGGACAUGUGCCGAGAGCCAUUGUUCUUCUUGCUGCCGGAAGAUCUAUUGAUGAUGUUAUCACACCGUCUAUGGAUAUCAGGUCGAAUGGAGUGGAAAUGUUUUGCGUGGGUAUCGGCAACCUUUACAGUAAAUUACAACUUCACGCAAUGGCAAGUUUUCCACACAGUGAACACAUUUUCAGGGGUGAUUACUCACAAAUGGGGCGAACUGCACAACAAGUCGUCACCAAAAUAUUAAAAGGUCAGAAUGACACUUUUUUAAUCAAUUUGUGAAAUGAAUAGUAUAUGCUUUUCUCGUUGUUGAAGUUAUUUCCUUCACGGGUUGCGACGUUUCAACCGAUUCUAACAAAAUGUACAUUUAUCUUAAACAGGCAUUUCUGUUCACUUCUGUCGACCCUGCUUUGACGGUGAGUUCGAUAAGAACAUUUUAAUAGAAAUUCCUUGUCAGAGGUAAAUUAUGAUUUUUUUAAUGCAUGUAAAGAACGUGUACAUGUGUUAUAGGGCAUCAGGAACUGUGUGAUUACUGUCCAAGUGAAUUUCAAGAUGACGAUGAAGUGGAAGAGGGCUUCAAGCGUCACCAUCAUCAUCAUCAUAGGCAUGAUAAAGUCCACGUUCAACCGUUUGAUGGUGAGCGGAGACAUUCCAAGAGAAAACGACCCACUGCCAAAAUUAGUGGAGAUUAUGAAGUCAAGCAACUAGCUAUGGGCCGACAAAGACAUGAAGAGCAAAGCUAUAACGCUGACUCAUUUAGCAACACCAAUGACGCCGUACACCCCACGACAAAUCCCGACACAGAUUAUUAUGGUGAAUACAAAUUUGAUGACGGAAAAAUGACCGUGGAAGACAAUGGUAAGUAUUCCUAAGAAAGUAUAAAGAAUUGCCAAUAACUUAAGAUCAGUUCGGUUUACACGUGAACAAAAAUUUCUUUGACAAAUGAAAUUUCUCCCAGAAUUUUGGACUCUCUGCUAGAUCUUAGGCUUAAGAUAAUCAAGUAUUAUUUGUUGCUGCUUGGUAUUCGAAUAUUUACCACCCGUCUAAUAAACGAGGCCAGCACGGUCAACCAAGCGAGCGACUUUGGUUAUCUCACAGUUUAAACUGGCCUGGUUUACUGAUCGCUAAUCAAAUGGAUCUAUAAACGCAAUCGCUACCCUUUCAAUACUUAUAUUUUAGUAUGUGAAAAAGACCAUUAAACUAGUAAAUGAUCCAGUCAAUUUUCUAUCUGUACCGUUCCGAAGUGGAGGUAGUCGGAGAAUAAUGAAAGUGGGAUCAUGAUUUAUUUCUAUAAUGACAGACUGCAAGGACUACUCAGAUGACUGCAACGACUAUGCAUCACGUGGUUUUUGCAGUGAGUAUGCUCCGACAGCCAGCAUAGGAACCAUAAACAUGAUGUGUAAGAGAGCAUGUGGUACCUGCUCAUCCAAUACAAUGUGAGUGUACAUCUCCGCUGCCUUCAACCCAGUAACUAGUAUAAAGAUAACACCAACUUAAAAUCCUUCGGCGCCUUUGAAGGUAAUUCGUACCAGAGCAAGCUAAGUAUUCUUAUACAUUACGGGCAGCUUUUGUUUCAGGCGAAAAUUUCAAUUUCAAGGUUGAGUUUGUAAGUUAUACCAUGUCUCUAAGUGCGAGCAAAUAGAGACUGCCUUUCUUCAAUAACGUUAGUUUCAUGUUCAGUGACAUGAAAUGUUCAGGUAUGAAUCAUUCGCCUUCUUUAUCUGAGAGUUGUUCUCCCAUUAGACAAUUUUUUUUAAUUUCAGUCGACUUUUGAAAGAAAUUUCUUACGAACAAUAUUAUAUCUUAAUACAUGCCCAAGAAACUAUUUUACACCACAUAACUAUAAAGUAACACAGCUCAUCGAACAAACAAUCUUUAUCGAAGAUAUUGUAUUCUGAAAGCGCUGAUUGUGCUUUUUUUUCUCCUUAUUUUGAAGGCCCAAAGAAAAGCAGGAUACGUACGAGCUUAGCGAAAGAGAUCCUUUUUAUAAGAAAGAAGAAAUUGAAAACGCCAAGGAUCAAAAACCGAACCACCUGAAGCACCGUUUAAAUAAACUGUAACGCAAUGGUCACAGUAGAGAAUCAUUCUAGAAUAACAUAUCUUUCAAAGAAGAUUUGUUACUGUCCCCCCCUUAUAAAUUAUUCUUUAAUCACCCUCUUUUGGAGAUGCGAGAACUAUCUAGAUGUUUCUAUACAUACAGGUAUUACCUGUACGCUUUUGCAAACUCUUGACGGUUAUAUAGCUAAACCAUUUUCUCCAUGAAAAUUGUUUAGAAAUCUACUUCAUGUAUGUGCACAUACUUAAGGACAGGACAAACACAAUCAAGAGUACAAUCUCGUGUUGUUACAUAAAGCAGAUUACUGAAAAAGCAAGAAUCCAAAAUCCACUCGGUACAAAUGUUAGGCUUUAAGCAUUACAACAAAUUUGUUACGGACCUGUGCCACGCUUUUCUUUUGAAAAUGAUAUAUAGCAUCUAAUGAGGGAAAUGACUGAAAUCCUUGCAGCCUUUUAUUAUCUCUGAAUCUCAUAGCUGGCGUUUUCAGACUAGCUUGUUGCACAUUUUUACAAAAAUAUAAGUUGG
Messenger RNA from Pocillopora meandrina, 52350 nucleotides. NCBI's taxonomy places the organism in Eukaryota, Metazoa, Cnidaria, Anthozoa, Scleractinia, Pocilloporidae. The record is from the annotation of a GenBank genome assembly.